This is a messenger RNA of Podarcis lilfordi (Lilford's wall lizard), 72020 nucleotides long. NCBI's taxonomy places the organism in Eukaryota, Metazoa, Chordata, Lepidosauria, Squamata, Lacertidae. The record is from the annotation of a GenBank genome assembly.
GAUCUUAGUUCCCCUUCCCUGCCUCCUGAGCAAAGCAGCCGCUCCCCAGUCUCUCCUCCUGGGCAUCAUCCAGGCAGCCGGUCAGAGAUCCUUCAGUGUGAGUCUCUCUCUCUCUCCAAGGACAUCUUCCAGCCUGAGGGUUAGAAGACAGCUGUCCAAGCCUCUGGCUGCUGCAGGCGACCGUCUCUGUUAGUAAGUUUCUUGUUAACUUGGGGAAUCCCCCUUCCCCAACGUAUUCCGGAGGGAAAGUUUAUGCUUCUUUUUAUCCAAAAAAUUUCCUAGCAGUACUAGAAGGUGGCAAAGAGGGCAGUGUUGUUUCCGGCAGGGUUCCUGUGGGUUGCGAAUUAAUGUGCCACUUUUCUUUUGCUUUCUGUGAACUGAAAUGCUUGGCUCUUUCCAUUGGCUGUGCAAUGGAAGAGGCUCCGUCUCUCAGAUUCUCAAAAUCACCCACUUCUUUCUGAGCCCAUUGUUGGCAAUCUCACCAUCGGGCAGGGCACCCUGGCUCAGAUUCAGAACCCUGGAUACUCUUCCAUUGCCUUCUUCAGAUGAAACCUCCAAAUGUUUUAUAUGCAUGUCGCUUCCCUUUGGCUCCAUCCCAUGGGACCACCUUUGGAGCAGCAGGAUCCGGGUCUGCGCCUCUGGACCGUCCAGGCUCGCCUGCAUCCCCCCUCCUCCUCCUCGCCCUCCCACCUCACGCUCCAAUGCUCCACCCAGCCAGCACCAACCCUCUGGCUCAGCUGCUUCCAGAUCUUAGUUCCCCUUCCUUCCUCCUGAGUAAAGCAGCCGCUCCCCAGUCUCUCCUCCUGGGCAUCAUCCAGGCAGCAGGUCAGAGGUGAGUCUGUCUCAGUGUGAGUCUGUCUGUCUGUCUGUCUCUCUCCUCUCCAAGGACACCUUCCAGCCUGAGGGUUAGAAGACGGCUGUCCAAGCCUCUGGCUGCUGCAGGUGACUGUCUCUGUUAGUACGUUUCUUGCUAGCUUGGGUAAUCCCCCUUCCCCAACUUAUUCUGGAGGGAAAGUUUGUGCUUCUUUUUAUCCAAAAAAAUUCCUAACAGAACUAGAAGGUGGCAAAGGGUGCAAUGUUCUUGCCGGCAGGGUUCCUGUGCAUUGUCAGUUGCCAACAAAUUAAUGUCAACUUUUCUUUCGGUUUCUGUGAUCUGAAAUGCUUGGCUCUUUCCCUCGGCUGUGCAAUGGAAGGGGCUGCCUCUCUCAGGAUCUCAGAAUCGCCCCGUUUUCUCUGUACCCAUUGGCAAUCUCACAAUCGGGCAGAGCCAGGGCCGGAUUUAGGUUUGAUGAGGCCCUCAGCUACUGAAAGUCAUGGGGCCCUUGAUCUGUCCAGCUGUCAUUUGUAAACAACAUUUUGUCACUUUUUGUGUGUGUUGAAUGUGUGCUAUAUGGUCACUGAAGGACCUAAUAGGUAUCUAAAGCCAUUUGCACAUAAUGAAAUAUAGGUAGGUAGCCUUGUUGGUCUGACAGUCAAAAUAAAUAAAAAAAAUAAAAAAUUGACCAGUAGCACCUUAAAGACCAACUAAGUUUGUUCUCAGUAGAAGCUUUCAUGUGCAGGUGCCCUUCUUCAGAUACACGGAAACAGAAGUCCCCAGACCCUGAUAUAUAGAGGGAGGGUGGGGCGGGGUUUUUCAGACCAGGUCUCUCCAUAGUUUUCAGCUGAGUGAUAAGUUACAAUUCAGCCACUUCUCUCUCAAGUCUAUUUCCGAAAUUCUUUUACAGUAUGACAGCUGCUUGGAGAUCCUGCGUUGAAUGUCCCAGGAGAUGGAAGUGUUCUCCUCCUGGCUUAUCUGUCUGGUCUGAAUAGAGAUAUUGGAUUCUGGUCUCAUUACACAUGCUAAAGCUAAUUUUGGUCAUCUGCAUACUUUCUCUUGCUUUUUCUUGUAGGACUAAUUGCAGUCAUUCACAGUCGUCCACAGGUUGACCAUACCCACUGAGUCCUACUACCCUCAUGAGAAGGGACGCGGGUGGCGCUGUGGUCUAAACCACUGAGCCUAGGACACAGCAGCCAGAUGCUCAGCCAGAUGUUGCAGGGCCUGUUUAUUUCCCUUCCCACUUGGAGGGACGCAGUGGGGCAUGGUGGUUUUGUAACAUGGAGAGCACAGCACAAAAACCAAAUGUUUUCCCUGUAGAGAAGGAAGUGGUGGAGAUCACAGAAUUGCAGAGUUGGAAGGGACCCUUACAAUGGCUUAGGCAUGGCUUCUUUCUUUCUUUGGCGAUCCCUUGUAGCUGAGUCAGAUUGUUUUCCAUUAACACAGUUUUAGCAAUGAGUCUGUAAGUGACCGUGGAGGCCAAUUCUGUAUCCACAUGUCCUUCCACAGUGGGGACAUUGGUUUCCGGGCGGGAGUUGAUCCCGCAAGUGUGCCUUCCUCUUAGCGUGUUUCUCCCUUGCAUCCAGAGUUUGAGUGUCUUCAAACCCCAUUGACACCUUUGGUCAAGGCUGUUCUCCCAUUGGAGCUAUCGCAGGCCAGUGUUUCCCAAUUGUCAGUGUUUAUACUACAUUUUUAAAGAUCUGCCUUGAGAUCUUUCAACCGCUUUUGUGGACCACCAGCAUUAUGCUUUCCAUUUUUAAGUUUGGAAUAGAGUAGUUGCUUUGGAAGACGAUCAUCAGGCAUCCGUACAACAUGACCAGUCCAAAGUUGAUGUUGAAGAAUCAUUGCUUCAACACUGGCGAUCUUUGCUUCUUCCAGUACGCUGGCAUUAGUUCUCCUGUGUCUUCCCAAACUUUUUGGAGACCCUUUUGAUGGAAUCUUUCAAGGAGUUGGAGACGGCGUUGAUAAGUGGUCCAUGUUUCACAAGCAGACAGUCAGAUUGGUAGUACCAUAGCAAAUUUGGGUUUCCCUGCAAAUGUCCCAGUCCUCAAAUACUCUGCUCUUCAUUCGGGAGAAAGCCGCACUCGCAGAGCUCAGGCAGUGGUGGAUUUCGGCAUCAAUGUCGGCCCUUAUGGAAAGAUAACUCCCUAGGUAGGAGAAGUGAUCGACACUUUCCAACAUUACACCAUUGAGCUGGAUUUGUGGCGCUGCAGAGGUAUUAUUUUGUGCUUGUUGGUGCAGCUCUUUGGUUUUUUGCAUGUGAAGCGACAGGCCAAGCUUUUCGUAAGCUUCUGUGAAGAUAUUUAGGGUGGUUUGGAAAGCAAAGAGCCGAGUUCCAAAUUUUGGAACCAAAUAUGGCUUGAAUCAUUUUAGGGUUGUGCCUGGAAGAGAAAUACAGUCAUACCUCGGGUUAAAUACACUUCGAGUUGAGUGCGUUCGAGUUGUGCUCCGCGGCAACCCAGAAGUAACGGAGUGCGUUACUUCCGAGUUUUGCCGCAUGCGCAUGCGCAGACGCUCAAAAUGACAUCACGUGCAUGCGUAGAAUUUGGCGAAAAGUGACGCGCAUGUGCGCAGACGUGCCAUCACUAGAUACGUUUACCUCUAGAUUCGAAUGGGGCUCCGGAAGGAUCCCGUUCGUAUCUAGAGGUACCACUGUAGAUGUGUUUAGGGUUACAGUGGCGGCAGCAGUAACAAAGACGAACAGCUCCUUUCACAUUCCUAAAUGUGUCCAAGUUCCGAUGUCAGCUUAAAGGCUUAGGUUGCAGUGAGUAAAUAUGCAUAGGAAUCAGAUGAUGGGAUUCAGCUGCUAAUUAUGCCAGGAUUAUGCCACUCCCAAUUUGUCCACUCCUGCUGGCCUUUGCAAAAACUUCGUAACCCAAAUCUAGUGCUAGAGUUUGCUCUUUUCUCCCUCCCUCAUCCUCCCUUUUCCUUUUGUGUCGUGUCUGUUAGAAGGAAACACAGGCGUUUGUAGGGUUUUUUGGAAGCUCUUAUUUUUUUUUAGCCAAGUAAGAUUGUCUUCCAUAAAUACAGUUUUAACCAUGACUUUGGAGGCCAAUUCUGGAUCCCCACAUCCUUCCACAGUGGGGACAUAGGUUUCUGGGCAGGAACACACACACAUACCAGCCUGUGCCAAGGUGCCAGUCCAGAUUGGGGGGCCCUGCCGUGGCAGUUUAGUUUGAAAACCCCAUUGGCACAAAUUGUGAAUUGCACAAACGGUGCCACGUCAAUGUAGGCCUUGACACAACCUUUUUUUAGUAAGGCAUCAAGACUUUUAGUAAGGCUUUCGCUGCACAGCUAUCCCUCUUGCUGUUCCGGAUUCCGAGAUUCAGGAUUUUUUUUUCUUGUUUUCCUCCUCCAAAAACUAGGUGCGGUAAUUUGUUUAACCAAUCCUCUAUUGAGGGGACAGUGUCCCCUUUCCAAUUUUUAGCUAUCAACAACCUGCCAGCGGCCGUGGCAUUUAGAAACACACUUUUCUUAUCAUUCAGGAUGUCUUUUGUAACAAUACCUGUUAGGAAUGCUUCUGGCCUUUUCUCAAAGGAUGUUUCAAACAUCUUUUUUAGUUCUUCAUAAAUUGUAUUCCAGACCGCCCCCCCCCCCCCAUUUUUUCGCAUCCCCACCAUAUGGGAAACAUUGUUCCUUCUGCUCUGUUGAAUCUCCAACUUCAGUUGGAUUUUAAUUUGUACGUUUUAGCAAGUCCGGUUGGGGUCAUGUCCAACCUGUGCAUCAUUUUCAUUUGGUUCUCCUUAAUUGUGUAACAGGCAGUCAAUCUAAUAUCUCGCCUCCAUAGCUUUCCCCACUGCUCUGGGAUAUUCAUGCAUAGCGACUGCACAGUCUCUCUCUCUCUCUCUUUCUCCUCUCGCCUCCAUUGCUGCCAAAAUAUUUGGGUGGCUGCCCCCUCCCUCCCUCCCUCUCUGGUUUCUUCAGCCCUCUCUGGCUUGUGGCGAAACGUUCCUCUCUGUAUCUUCUCUUGACAUCCGCGGUGUCAAGGAAUGAAUCCAUUGUAAACGGAUGAGUCACUUUAAUCUCGAUUUUAUUUUGGGCGGCUAGGGCGGCUGCCAAUGGCCAAUUUAAAGCGCCAACCCACCGCUUGUACGGUAGGGCGGUUCAUAAAAAACUUUUUUUUGAAAAUGCCUACUCCAAAGGUCUUAUCUUACCACACUAGGGAUUAUAUAGCUAUAGCUGAAUUUUCAUGCAUAUCAGUUAAUAUCUCGACCCUCCUCCACAAAAAUAGCUGUUUACUUCACCUUGUGGGGGCCAGACUAUAUUUUAAGGGGGGGGAAUAAACGAAUUCCUAUGCCCCACAAAUAAGCCAGAGAUGCAUUUUAAAUAAAAGGACACAUUCUACUCAUGUCAAAACACGCUGAUUCCCGGACCGUCUGCGGGCCGGAUUUGGAAGGUGAUUGGGUCUGAUCCAGCCCCUGGGCCUUAGGUUGCCUACCCAUGCUUUUAACUAACCAGAAAGGAAAUCUGGAAUCCUCAGGAAAAGGGCAGGGCUACACUGCCUUGCUGGCCAGGCUCUCUCAAGUGCAGUCCUAUAUUCUUGGCUUCCUAACUUCUGUGAUGAACAAAUUGUCCAGUAGCACCUUAGAGACCAACUAAGUUUGUUCUGGGUCUAAGCUUUCAUGUGCAAGCACACUUCUUCAGAUACACUGAAACAUGCGCACAAAAGCUUAUACCAAGAACAAACUUAGUUGGUCUCUAAGCUGCUACUGGACAAUGUUUUUAUUUUUUAAUAUAUUUCAAAUGCGUCAGAUCAACACAGCUAUCUACCUGAUUCUGUACUGAAAGUCCACCUCACCCUAUGUCGGAAUGGAAGGGGGGCAUGUGCCUCCAUUAUUUCUUUUUGAUAUACUUCGUAUUUGCUAUCUUAUUUGGCCAACCUCCCUGUAAGGACUGCGUGGGAGGGGAAAGAAAGAAAGAGUAUUUCAUCAUUGUUAUGAUUAUAGUCUAGCUAUCACAUUACCUGCAUGGAAAUGAUUUGUGAAUUUUGCAAUUACCUUCAACGGAUUGACAAGAAUAGAUGAUGGAAAUGAUGGUUUCUAGCCAAAAUGCAGGCUGAUUUGUCAUGGAAGGAGAUAAAACAAAGAAGUUUGGACAUAUGCCUGGUACAAAUGGCAAAAAGCCAGAUUUCCUCCACCUUGGGACGCGUCGCAGUGGAAAAUCACAGGCACAAGAAAGAGAAAGAGAAACGCCACGGACAGACUGUUGAGUCCAAAGAAUAUAAAGAGAGAAAUAAAGAAAAUAAAUAUCCACACAGAAACAUAUGACAUUGGUCCAACCCACUUGCCGGACGAACUCAGUCUGUUAAAAAUAAACGAAGGAUCAAUAUUGGAAUGUUUUAUUGGAUUGACCUGGACUAAUUAAGAUAAGCCGCACAAAUGUGAAAUCACCAUCACGCCCGCCCGCCCCGAACCUCAGAGCAUGGGAAGUCAACCAAGGACUUACUAUUUGGCUUAAUAUUUGGAUCAUUUGGUGAUUUUAUCAUUUGGAAUGUUUUUAAUGUGGUAUUUAUUAGAUUGUUAAAAUGGAAAUUUAAUCAACAUUACUAUAAAAAGAGAAGGAAAGAAAGUCCACCUCACCCAAAGUAGUGGGAGACCAGGGAAUACCCAUUUGCACCGCGAGCCUCCUCCCAGAGGCCUCGGUGGCAUCCGAUAGGUGGUUGCUAAGCAACCACGGAUGCCUCCCUGGUCCUCCAUCUCCUGUUAACUGUGACAUCUUCUCUCCUCACUGUCACUGAGAACACCCAAAGGAGAACGCAGAGCCCAGAGGCUUCACCGAGGUCACCCACAUGUGCGAGAAAAAUGAUGGUGAAGGAAGCAGAAACACGGAAACGGAUGUCAACGACAAAGGCAAUUUCUGGGGGAUGCUAUUAGUUUUGUGGCUUGGGAGGAAAUGGGUGGAGGGUCUCAGCUAGUGGUACCUGCCACCCCCCCCCCAAAAAAACCCUCCAUGAUUGUUAAGAGUCCUGCUGCAGACUGAAAAUUCCCCGCCCCAAUGCGAUUAAAUCAAAAAGCUCUGGGGUAAUAUUUACGAAGAAUUUUAAUGGGUGUUCAAAAUGACAUUUGAAAAAAGACCAGAAGCCUUUCUUCUCCCCCCCCCCCCCGGGUAACACUUCUUUAUUCAUUUUAUGUACAAUCUUUACAACAAAAGACUUCACAUCCAAGACAAAACAGUAUAUAACAAAACCUUGAGUCUCAUAUUUUCAUUUGUACUGAUUCUUCUCAGAUUCCCUUAUUUUACUAUUCCUUAAUUUCUGUCUCCUUUUGGUUCCUUAUCCUUAAUCUCUUAGGUCCCAUAUAUAUCUUUAACAAUUUUUCAAUUAAUGCCCUCACCUCCUUCCCCCUAAACUUGUUGCUUCCCUUCACCCAUGUACGAUCUUCUUUACAUACUAUUGUUGCUGUUUUUGUUGUUGAGUUAACAGCUGUUUAUAUUUGUUUUUCCAUAUUUGUUUUAAUAUCAUCCUAUAACCUUGAGCCCUUUAAACUAUCGCAUAUCAAUUUUAGACUCCGAAGCCAACUCUUUUCAUGUAAUCCUUUACGCACUCUCACUCUUUAUAAAAAAAAUUAUUAGCACAGCCUCUAAUUGUUGCUGUUAACUUUGCCAUCUCUGCAAAUUCACAAAGUUUAGCUUGCCAUUCUAGUAAUUCUGGAAUUUUGUCUGUUUUCCGGUUUUUUGCCACUAAUAUUCUGCCCGCUGCUGUUGAAUAAAGGAAUACAUUCCUUUUAUCCUUGGGGAUGUCACUAGAUAUUAAGCCCAGCAGAAAACAUUCUGGCUUUUUAGAAAUUGAACUCCUAAGUAUCUUUUUGAGCUCUUCAUGUAUCACAAUCCAAAACUGUUUAACCACCUUACACCACAUGUGGCACAUUGUCCCCACCUCCCUCCAGCAGAGAUUUGAGUACUUUUUGUACAUCUUUGAUAAUUUUACUGGGGUGAGGUACCAACGAUAGAACAUCUUCAUUAUAUUCUCUUUAAUCAGAUAGCAGGCUGUAAAGUUUAUAUCGGUUUUCCAUAACCUUUCCCAUCUCUCUAAAUGGCCCAGAAGCCUUUCUUCUAGGAAUAGGGACAUCCCCAACAACAAGAAAAAAAAUUCUUAUACGCCUCCAGGAUUUUGGUGGCAAAAAACUGGAAGGGAGAUAAAGUCCUUUCAGUGGCAGAAGGGCAAAUUGAAUUUUGUGAAUUCAUUGAAUUGGCCAAAAUGAUGACAGCAAUCAGAUUACAUUCUAACCAAAACUUAAAGAAAGAGUGGGAAUGUGUAGAUGAAUCUAUGGGAAAACAGUGUUCUGAAUGAAAUUGAUUUAUAUGUUUAGACUGAAAUCCACAAAGUUACAAUAGAAAGAGCUACAAGAUUAUAUGGGAUAAUAUCUAAAGUACAAAAUUUUUCUGUCUAUAAGAUGCCCCCAUGUAUAAGAUGCCCCCUAUUUUUGGGGACUCAGAUUUAAGAAAAUGGGGGGGAGAGAUAUCCAUGUACAAGACGCCCCCCCUAAUUUUUAACAUUAUUUUUUAGGGGGGAAACCUAGUCUAAUAAUAAUAAUAAUAAUAAUAAUAAUAAUAAUAAUUUGUACCCCGCCCAUCUGGCUGGGUUUCCCCAGCCACUCUGGGUGGCUUCCACAGAGACCAAAAAUACACUAAGAUGUCACACAUUGAAAACUUCCCUGAACAGCCUUAAGAUGUCUUCUGACUGUCAGGUACAGUGGUGCCCCGCAAGACGAAUGCCUCGCAAGACGGAAAACCCGCUAGACGAAAGGGUUUUCCGUUUUGGAGGUGCUUCGCAAAACGAAUUUCCUAUGUGCUUGCUUCGCAAGACGAAAAUGUCUUGCGAGUUCCUGCGGGGUUUUUUUCCUUUCCCCACCUUUCCCCAAGCCGCUAAACCGCUUAUCAGCUGAUGGCUAAGCCGCUUAACAGCUGAUGCUAAGCCGCUUAUCAGCUGAUCGUUAAGCCGCUUGUCAGCUUAUCGUUAAGCCGCUUAUCAGCUGAUCGUUAAGCCGCUUAUCAGCUUAUGUUAAGCCGCUUAUCAGCUUAUGUUAAGCCGCUUAUCAGCUGAUCCACUAAGCCCGCUAAGCCGCUAAUACUGUAGCACUAAUCCGCUAAUGGGCUUGCUUCGCAAGACGAAAAAACCCGCAAGAUGAAGAGACUGGCGGAACGGAUUCUUUUCGUCUUGCGAGGCACCACUGUAGUUAUUUAUCGCUUUGACAUCUGAUGGGAGGGCGUUCCACAGGGCGGGCGCCACUACUGAGAAGGCCCUCUGCCUGGUUCCCUGUAGCUUUGCUUCUCGCAAUGAGGGAACUGCCAGAAGGCACGGAAAAAUACAGUAUACUGUUUGAACACAAAUAAAGGAUAUACUGUAGAAAUCAAUCUAAUGGGGCCAAGCAUGGGUGGAGGGAAGGUCAUAGGGACACUAAGGGUGAAAGGAUGUUUGGAUACAUAUAUAUACAAUGUACGUCAAAAAAUGUUAAAAGGUGUCUUCUUUUAAAUGGAUCAAAGUAUUAAUGUGAGGAGCAAAUAAAAGUUAAUUUUAAAUGAGGGAGAAAGGGAAAUCCCCUGCAAUAAAAGUAUGUUUAGGGGUCCCAGAUGAGACAACCAAGGUCCAUAAAAGGGCAGGGCUGUGCCAGGGCCCCGGUUGGCACAUGCAGAGCGAGGGCUGCAUGUUCACUGCAACAUAAUGGAGACCUUUCGGAAAACCUGCCUAGCCUGUGUAGUAAGCCAGCCAGACGAGCUGCAUAAAAAUAAAAUGGGAUUUAUAUCAUCACAGAAGCUUAGGAAAGAGUACUAUGGUCCCAGCAAAGCAGCCAUGGUUCCAGAUGUGCAGUUAAAAUAACUACAAACAUCAGAUUCAGGUAGGUAGCCAUGUUUGUCUGAUGCAGUCGAGAGAGAGAGAGAGAGAGAGACAAAAUAAUAAUAAUAAUAAUAAUAAUAAUAAUAAUAAUAAUAAUAAUGUCCAGUUUUCCUCCAUGAAAAUAGCUGUUUCCUUGGCCAUUUUCCUAUGUUGUGAAGGCUGAAAUGUCAAUUCAGUGGAGCAGGGUCAAGAUAUUAACUGAUAUGCAUGAAAUUUCAGAUAUAGCUAUAUAAUCCCUAGUGUAGUAAGAUAAAACCUUGGGAGCAGGUCUUAAAAAAUAAGGUUUUUUAUGAACCGCCCUACUAUAUAUAGAUGUCUUUUGUUUUUCUAGCUUGAUCAAAAUGAUUGAUUCUUUCAUAACAGGUAGAUAGUUAAGAGAUUAGGCAGCUUCCGUCCACCCCAGAAUGUGGCGCCCAAGUGCCCCACGCCCCUUGCGCCCCUGGGUCAAGACGGCCCUGACCUGCCACCCCCCCAAAAAACUCCAUGGCUCUUAAGAUUCCUGCUGUGGACAGAAAACCCCUCACCCUGAACGAUGGAGAAAUGCAAUAAAAAUACAUUUAGGGGUCCCAGACGAGACAACCAAGGUCCAUAAAAGGGCAGGGCUCUGCCAGGGCCCCCGGUUGGCACAUGCAGAGCGAGGGCUGCAUGUUCACUGCAAUGCAAUGGAGACCUUUUGGGAAACCUCUGCCCAUGGCGCCCUGCCCAGCCUUUGACCUGCCUGCGUAGCAAGCCGGCCAGACAAGCUGCAUAAAAAUAAAAUGUGAUUUAUAUCACAGAAGCUUAUGUCAGGGUCCCAGCCAAGCAGACACAGUUCCUGGCAUGCAGUUAAAAUAACUGCAAAGAGGAUGACAGGGAGAAGAAUCCACACUUUUGUUGUUGAUCCAUCUCCAGAUUGAAAAUGAUGCAGUUUGGUCUGCAGCCCCAGAGAUGUGGGGGUCAGAACAUGGCCUCCCUAUCUCAGUCUAAUAAUAAUAAUAAUAAUAAUAGUAAUAGUAAUAAUAGUAGUUAUAACAAUUUAUUAUUUCUACCCCGCCCAUCUGGCUGGGUUUUCCCAGCCACUCUGGGCAGCUUCCAACAGAAGGUUAAAAAUACAUUGAAACACCAGUCAUUAAAAACUUCUCGAAACAGGGCUGCCUUCAGAUGUCCUUUAAAAGUGAGAUAGUUAUUUCCUUGACAUCUGAUGGGAGGGCGUUCCACAGGGCGGGUGCCACUACCGAGAAGGCCCUCUGCCUGGAUCCCUGUAACCUCGCUUCUCACAGGGAGGGAACCACCAGAAGGCCCUCAGAAGAGGGACCCCGGUGUCCGGGGUGGAGAUGCUCCUUCAGGUCUAUUGGGCUGAGGCCGUUAAAGGCUUUCAAGGUAAGCACUGAGACUUUGAAUUGUGCCCAGAAAAGUCCCGGGAGCCGAUGCAGGUCUUUCAGGACUGGUGUUAUAUGGCCUUGGUGAGACUUGAUUUAAAACUUUUAUUUUACAGAAAGGUUCAACCUUGCUGGCAUCCUCUUAAUAGUGACAACCAGAGGAAAGUUUCCUCUACCAGGCCAUUUAGAGCUUUCAAGGUCAGCACCAACACUUUGAGUUGUGCCUGGAAACGUCCUGGGAGCCAAUGCAGGUCUCUCAGGACUGGUGUUAUGUGGUCUCAGGGGCUGCUCCCAGUCCCCAGUCUGGCUGCCGCAUUCUGGAUUAGUUGUAGUUUCUGGGUCACCUUCAAAGGUAGCCCCACGUAGAGUGCAUUGCAGUAGUCCAAGCGGGAGAUAACCAGAGCAUGCGCCACUCUGGGCAGGUAGGGUCUCAUCCUGUGUCCCAAAUGGAGCUGCCCUGGACACAGAAUGGACCUGCGCCUUCAUGAACACCUCUGAGUCCAAAAUGGUGUCCAGGCUGCACACCUGGUCCUUCAUGCUCUAUUUUGAGUAGCAGCAACUAUGGGAGGCCAAGCAUUUCAUCUUGCUGCCUCCUUCUGUGUGUGCCAAGUUGUCUUCCAAACACCAUGGAAACUAAGCUCUAAGGUUGGCUGCGUGACAAAGGGAUUAACGCGAUUAUUCAAGUUGGAACAAAAUAUUUGCAUGUUCUUGUGGGGCCGUUUAGUGGCUCACAGCCUGGCAGCUCAUUUUAGAACACCAUUUGGCUCGCUUCGGCUGCCAUGCCGACUAUUUGCAGGGUAACCUUUCCGCUUAAUCCUUCCCAUAGGAUCUUGACGUUUAGGGCUCUCAGAAAGCUUUGUCUGCCUUUGUAACGAACGACAGACACGAUGUGACCAUUGCCAUCCCAGUUGCCCCCAAAAUAUUCCUGCUGGUUUAUCCCUUUGGGGUACCAGUGAAAAUGAUGUAUUGGACAGAGAUGGAUGAUGCUGCAGCAGGCGGACAUUGUUCCAAACUUCUGAUUUGAUACCUGCGUGGAGGGUGGGAAUUCCCCCCCCCCAAGAGCUGUUUGUACCCACUUUUCUUCCUUAUAUGAUAGAGCAGAUAGAGGUUAAAUCCUGACAAGACAGAAGUACUCUGAGAGCCAGUGUGGUGUAGUAGUUAAGAGCGGUAGUCUCGUAAUCUGGGGAACCGGGUUCGCGUCUCCGCUCCUCCACAUGCAGCUGCUGGGUGACCUUGGGCCAGUCACACUUCUCGGAAGUCUCUCAGCCCCACUCACCUCACAGGGUGUUUGUUGUGGGACAGGAAGGGAAAGGAGAAUGUUAGCCGCUUUGAGACUCCUUAAAGGGAGUGAAAGGCGGGAUAUCAAAUCCAAACUCCUCCUCCUCCUCCUCUUCUUCUUCUUCUUCUUCUUCUUCUUCUUCUUCUUCUUCUCUUCUUGGGGGGGGGGGCAGGGGGCUGCUGGGUGUGGGGGACUCCUUGGUCCUGAAUGGGGCAACUGUAUCCCUGAAGGACCGGGUGUGCAGCCUGGGGGUCAUUUUGGAUCCAUGGAGGUACAGGUCCAUUCUGUGUCCAGGGCAGGUCCAUCUGGGAUGCAGGAUGAGACCCUCCCUGCCCACUGACUGUCUUGCCAGAGUGGCGCAUGCUCUGGUUAUCUCUCACUUGGACCACUGCAAUGCACUCUAUGUGGGGCUGCCUUGGAAGGUGACCCAGAAACUACAACUAAUUCAGAAUGCGGCAGCCAGACUGGGGACUGGGAGCGGCCGCAGAGACCAGUCCUGAGAGAGAGUGGGGCCCUAAGCUACAGCUUGUUGAGCUCAUACUUAAAUCCUGCACUGGCAUAGAUAGACAGAUGGAUGGAUAGAUAGAUAGAUAGAUAGAUAGAUAGAUAGAUAGAUAGAUAAUUGAUUGAUCGAUAGAUUAGAUAGAUGAUAGAUAGAUAGAUAGAUAGAUAGAGUGGUACCUUGGGUUACAUAUGCUUCAGGUUACAGACGCUUCAGGUUACAGACUCCGCUAACCCAGAAAUAGUACCUCGGGUUAAGAACUUUGCUUCAGGAUGAGAACAGAAAUUGCGCGGUGCUAGCGGGAGGCCCCAUUAGCUAAAGUGGUGCUUCAGCUUAAGAACAGUUUCAGGUACCACUGUAGAUAGAAAAUAUAAGAUGAUAGAUUAGAUGAUAGAUAGAUAUAAGAUAGAUAGAUGAUCAAUAGAUAGGUGAUAGAUAGAUGAUAGGUAGGUUAGGUCGAGGAGUCAUGAGCAACUCAUUCAAUGUGAUUCUGCUCUCUUCACAGCUGAGCUGUGGUGGAUCAGGAGAGAAAGCUGCGUAGUUUCCCCCCCAGUGCCCCUUCUGUACCUCUGAAGGUUUGAUAACUAGGGGCUCUUCCCAUCACAGAAGAGGGAGAGGGAGGGAGGGAGAGAGAGAGAGAGGGAGGGAAGGAAGGAAAGAAGGAAAGAAGGAGAGAGAGAGAGAGGGAGAGAUUUUCCAGUUCCUUUUAGAUGUUUGCCAUCUGCUUCUCCUCUCUGUGAACCUUCGGGUCUGAAAUUCUCUUUAGCUUUGGCCAAUCCCACCUGUUGCUGAGACGGAACAUCCCUGACCAUUCGCUGAGAGGUGUUUGCCAAAGAGAGUUUGGCUGGGGGCAUAAUUCAGCAGCAGCUUUGACUCCUCCUCCAAGCCUUGUGCUUUCCCUCUUCCCUCUUCUCUCCCUUCUAUUAUGCCAUGGAUAGGCAGACUAAGGCCCGGGGACCAGAUCCGGCCCAAUCGGCUUCUCAAUCCGGCCUGCGGGCGGUCCAGGAAUGGGCAUGUUUUGACAUAAGUAUAAUGUGCCCUUUAAUUUAAAAUGCAUCUCUGGGUGAUUUGUGGGGCAUAGGAAUUCAUUCAUAUUUUCCCCCCAAAAUCUAGUCCGGCCCCCCACAAGGUCUGAGGGACCAGACCCUGCCAAAAAAGCUUGCUCACCCCUGUAUUACGGUCUCCGCCAUUGCCAGAUUUAUGUCUAGGGGGCUAAGUCGGCUGAAGCUUAGGGCCUUAGAUGCACUUUCUUCAAGAGAUAAGUUUAGGAUCAAAUCAUUUCUUCCUAUAUUACAGGCAGGCCCAAUAGGCAGAUCGUGAUCUACCGGUAGAUCACUGGACGUCUGUCAUAGAUCACAAGCUCGCCCCAAAAAAGCUCAACAGCUUUGACCUGAACCCCCCAAAAGGGGGUAGAUCACUGCCAGUUUUUAACUCGGUGAUUUUUUAACCCUGUAAUAUACCCUCUAUACAACAUUUUCAUAUAAUUAUCUUUUAGCAGCGUACAAUAGGGCGGUUCAUGAAAAACUUUUUUUUGAAAAUGCCUUCUCCAAAGGUACUACACUAGGGACUCUCCUUCAUGAAAAUAGCCGUUUUCCUAUAUUGUCGUGAAGGCUGAAAUGUCAAUUCAGCGGAGCAGGGUCAAGAUAUUAACUGAGAUGCAUGAAAUUUCAGAUAUAGCUAUAUAAUCCCUAGUGUAGAAAGAGAAGACCUUUGGAGCAGGCAUUUAAUAAAUAAAUAAAUUAUGAACCACCCUAGUAUGCAAUCAGUGAAUAUUAAAUUCAUUCUCCGUAACUUUUCCCAACCCUCCAUUUGUACAUGAUGUCCUAUAUCUUGGGCCCAUUUCAUCGUUACCAAUUUAACCCCCUCACUCCCACCUUUCAGGCUUAAAGGUGGGAGAUUCCUUGCACCCUUCAGCUUGACCCUCAUCACGACCCUCUGUUUGGGGCAGUUGGUGGUAUUGCAAAAGCAACUGUUUUGGGGCUAUGUUGGGAAGUGUAUCAGAAACCAGGCGGGGGACUAAGGCAAGGAGACAAGGCACCAAGGAAAAUUGAGGAAAGGAGCGCUAGUAAAACCAUGGAGGCUCACUUUCAGAAAAGGCCACAUUGCUUCACAUCGGCUGGGAGAGAAUUCUGAGCCUGCAAUGUGUCUGCGGCCGCUGCCCAAUGGGAAAUAAAACUAAUUUUGAUGGGUGUGUAUCAGUUCCUGACUGUGUUUAACUAUAUGAAUUCUUUAUACAUCAUAUAAACAUAAACAUUAUCAAAUUAAGUAGAAGCAAUUAAAAACCACCAUUCUGAACAGGAAAUACAAAUAGAUCCUUUCUUACAUACGUAAUGUCCAAAUAGAAGCUUUUUUUGUGUUCCACAUACAGUACGUCUUUAUGAAUACAAGUGUCAGAUGCGACAACUUUAAGAAGCGGUACUCGCAGAAAAUGAACUUUUUAUUUGAAGGGUUCCAUGUACACCUUUGCAAAGUAUAGUUAUUGUAUGCAGGUAUAAGACAAAAGAUACAAAAGAUCUUAACAUAUGCCUUUGCAAAAUAUAGUUGCUGUAUGCAGGUAUCACACAAAAGAACUUAAGACAAGGAUUCCCGGAAUAACACCUUGUUUCGCCUUGUCAGGCUUCGUCAGCCAUGCAUACUUUAAAUAAUACAUAAUAAUAAUAAUAAUAAUAAUAAUAAUAAUAAUAAUAAUAAUAAAUUAUUUCUACCCACCACUCUGGGCGGCUUCCAACAAAAUAUUAAAAUACAAUAGUGCACCAGACAUUAAAAGCUUCCCUAAACAGGGCUGCCUGUAGUUUUUUUUAAACAAAUUAAGAAAUAAAACAUAACACGCAUGGAUCUCCAUACCAUAUUUUGUGACCUGGCGGAUCCCACAGUAAACAAACAGUAAUCCUAUGUUUACUUUUCUAGAGAGACACAGUGUUAAUUCUUGUUACAGGUGGCAGCAAUCUACAGCAAAGUUUUUUAAUCUCUUAAAACAGGCAUCCCCAACCUGCGGCCCUCCAGAUGUUUUGGCCUACAACUCCCAUGAUCCCUAGCUAACAGGACCAGUGGUCAGGGAUGAUGGGAAUUGUAGUCCAAAACAUCAAGAGGGCCAAAGGUUGGGGGUGUCUGUCUUAAAGUGACCCCUUUGAAACCACCAGAUUCAACAUAGAUUUUUAAGGUUAUCCAUUGUAUGUCAAGAUAUUAAUGAUGACUCAUAAAAAAACUAUAAUCUAUUUCUGUAUUUAAACCUGCGGGAUGCAAAGAAUCAAGCAGGAAAAUCAAUCUAGUUUCCUUCUGCAGAAGAAUCUUUUGGGCAUGCUAGUUGGAUUUACAUAACUAUAGGUUUGAUAAUGUUGUGCAGGCUUCCUCAACCUUGGGCCUCCAGAUGUUUUUGGGCUGCAACUCCCAUCAUUCCUAGUUAGCAGGACCAGUGGUCAGGGAUGCUGGGAAUUAUACAGUGGUGCCCCGCAAGACGAAUGCCUCGCAAGACGGAAAAACCGCUAGACGAAAGGGUUUUCCGUUUUGAAGUUGCUUCGCAGGACGAAUUCCCCUAUGGGCUUGCUUCGCAAGACGAAAAUACCUUACGAGUCCUGAGAUUUUUUUCGCUUCCCCCUUUAUCUAAUCUGCUAAGCCUUUAAUAUCCUUUAAUAGCCUUUUAGCAGCUUAUCCCCUAAGCCUUUAAGCCUUUAAUAGCCGCUAAACAGCUGAUAGCGCUAUUAGCGCUAAUCCGUCAAUGGGCUUGCUUCGCAAGACGAAAAAACCGCUAGACGAAGACUCUUGCGGAACGGAUUAAUUUCGUCUUGCGAGGCACCACUGUAGUUUCAAAACAGCAGGAGGGCUGAAGUUGAGGAAGCCUGGUGUUGUAUAUCAGUUCCUGGCAAGUGUAAUAAAACGGAGACAAAUGGAGACUUGGCUCGCUUUUCCAAACGAGAAUGAAGUAUAAGCCUUGGAAGAGGUUUCCAGUGUAUUAGUCAUUAGAGAAGAAGCCACAGGGAGAAAGCUUUAUUUGGAAAUGUCGGAGAUGUAGGGACACAAAAUGGGAAGGUUUUGGCCGCUUCGCGGCAAAGCAUGUUUGGAAAAAAGCGACAACUUUCACCCUAGACCAGGCAUAGGCAACCUUCAGCCCUCCAGAUGUUUUGGACUAGGGUUCCCAUCAUCCCUGACCUUCUAGAUAGGGAUCAUGGGAGUUGUAGGCCAAAAUACUUGGAGGGCCGAAGGUGGCCUAUGCAUGCCUAGACCAGUGGUGGCAAAUCUUUUUGAGACCGAGUGCCCAAACCGCAGCCCCAAACCCCUUUAUUUAUCGCAAAGUGUUAACACAAAGUGCCCAGAGUUGAGCUUUUUUGGGGUGGGUGGGUAGUGGGGUUCCCCAGAGUUGUUGUUUUGGGGAGGGGUUUUGGGGAGAGACCUGACUCUCGUUCAAAUCGGAACCAGGGAAGGCGGUGAAGGUCGAGUGCAAGUGCCUGGUUGUGGUUGGAGGACGGGUCAUGACUAUCAGGUUGAGGUUGGAUCCAGACAAGACAGAAGUCCUGUUGUAGGUGGGGGGGGGUGACUCCCUGGUCCUGAAUGGGGCAACUGUGCCCUUGAAGGACCAGGUGUGGAGCCUGGGGGUCAUUUUGGACCUAAGGAGGCGCAGGUCCAUUCUGUGUCCAGGGUGGCUGCAUCUGGGAUGCAGGAUGAGACCCUUCCGGCCCACUGACUGUCUCGCCAUAGUAGUGAAUGCUCUAGUUUCUAUCUCCCAAUUGGACUACUGCAAUGCGCUCUACGUGGGGCUGCCUUGGAAGGUGACCGGAAACUACAACUAAUCCAGAAUGCGGCAGCCAGACUGGGGACUGGGACCACCGAGACCACAUAACACCGGUCUUGAAAGACCUGCCUUGGCUCCCAGGAAGUUUCCGAGCCCAAUUCAAAGUGUGUUAAGAGGAUGCCAGCGCGGCUGAACCUUUCUGUAAAAUAAAGUCUGAUCAAGACCGUAUAACACUGGUCCUGAAAGACCUACGUUGGCUCUCAGAACGUUUCUGGGCCCAAUUCAAAGUGUCGGUGUUGACCUUGAAAGCCCUAAAUGGCCUCGGCCCAGUAGGCCUAAAGGAGCGUCUCCACCCUGGUCCCUCUCCCUUCUGGCUGUUUCCUCCCUGCUAGAAGCCAAGUUACAGGGAACCAGGCAGAGGGCCUUCUCAGUAGCGGUGCCUGCCCUGUGGAACACCCUUCCGUCAGAUGUCAAAGGAAUAAAGAACGAUUAGAAGACAUCUGAAGGCAGCCCUGUUUAGGGUGAAUGACAGAUGUUUUCAUGUAUUUCUAACCUUCCAUUGGAAGCCGCCCAGAGUGGCUGGGGAAACCCAGCCAGAUGGUCGGGAUAGAAACCAUAAAUCAUCAUCAUCAACAACAACAACAACAACAACUAGUUCAGAACAAGAAUCCUGUCCCCUCCUGCAAUUUCUAGCGUCUGGUGCUCAGAAACAUUACUGCCUCCAGCCCUGUGUUUUAUUAUUUCUGCAUCCUCUUGGCCCUUUCGUUGGGCCCCAUUAAGGAAUUUAUAUGCCAAUUUCAUAUGAAACAUUACCCCGAAGUGAGGUUCUGAUGCCCUUCUUUGCUUGCUGUUGAUUGCCACUGAAAUUACCUGUUUGGUGAUCGUGACUAAUAGUUCAUCCAUGCGGGGGCCCUUUUAAGCAGCGUUGAGUGACAGGAGGAAACAUGAGAAUGCCACCAUUCAUCCGUUCUCCCACCCUGAAAUAUACUCAGUCGUAAAGUGAUUUCAUGCUCUUUAUUCAGCUCAUAGUGGUGAGGAGGAAUGAAUGAAUGUCCCCUCAAAGUAUCUGCUUUAUAUACAUUAAUUACACAAUGGGCUGCACAUGAUUGGCUAAUUCUGGAAUUCUACUGUAAGCCAAUUAGGUUGUGGAUUCACUUAUAUCUGGAGCAUGAUUGGGUGGUUCCUGCCAACCAAUCAUACUGCUGCAUUGUUCUAGGACCAAUCAGACUGCUGCAUUCUGAAUCCUAUUGUUCUAGGACCAAUCAGACUGCUGCAAUUUGGAUCCUAUUGUUCUAGGACCAAUCAGACUGCUGCAGUUUGGAUCCUGUUCAACUCAGUACAUAACACUCCCCCUUCCCAUUUAUGGCAGGAGCGUUAAGGCUGAGGAAAAGCUUUGGAAAACACAACACAUACUCACCGUGCAAAGCCACGGAUUGGGAAAACAGAGCUUCAACCUUGAUGGAGAGCAACUUGUGCGAGUUCAAUGAAGCACUCUGAAGGAAACGUUCCAAGGCCGAAGCCCACAAUUGGUUUAGGCUGUAGGUCAGGCAUUCCCAACCUCAGAUGUUUUGGACUACAGUUCCCAUCAUUCCUGACAACUGGUCCUGUUAGCUAGGAAUCAUGGGAGUUGUAGGCCAAGUUGUAGGGCUGCAGGUUGGGGAUGCCAGCUGUAGGUGAACACAGUUUUCUGUUUAACAGUUUCAAUACAGGAUCUCCAAGCAGCUGUCUUCUGAAAAAAUAAUUUCGGAAAUAGACUUGAAAGAGAAGUGUCUGAAUUGCAACUUAUCACUCAGCUGAAAACUAUGGAGGGAGCUGGUCUGAAUAGAGAUACUGAAUUCCUGUCUCUUUACACACGCUAAAGCUAUUUUGGGUCAUUUGCAUACCAUCCCUUGCUUUUUCAGUCAUUCAUAGUCGCUAGCAGGCUGACCAUACCCACUGAGUCCUACGACCAUUUGGAGAAAACCCCCACCCACCCCCACUAUAUAUGAGGUUCUGGGGACUCCCCUCCCUCUAUAUAUCAGGGUCUGGGGACUCCCCUCCCUCUAUAUAUCAGGGUCCGGGGACUCCCCUCCCUCUAUAUAUCAGGGUGUGGGGACUCCCCUCCCUCUAUAUAUCAGGGUCCGGGGACUCCCCUCCCUCUAUAUAUCAGGGUCUGGGGAAUCAUAGAAUCAUAGAAUCAUAGAGUUGGAAGAGACCACAAGGGCCAUCGAGUCCAACCCCCUGCCAAGCAGGAAACACCAUCAGAGCACUCCUGACAUAUGGUUGUCAAGCCUCUGCUUAAAGACCUCCAAAGAAGGAGACUCCACCACACUCCUUGGCAGCAAAUUCCACUGUCGAACAGCUCUUACUGUCAGGAAGUUCUUCCUAAUGUUGAGGUGGAAUCUUCUUUCUUGUAGUUUGGAUCCAUUGCUCCGUGUCCGCUUCUCUGGAGCAGCAGAAAACAACCUUUCUCCCUCCUCUAUGUGACAUCCUUUUAUAUAUUUGAACAUGGCUAUCAUAUCACCCCUUAACCUCCUCUUCUCCAGGCUAAACAUGCCCAGCUCCCUUAGCCGUUCCUCAUAAGGCAUCGUUUCCAGGCCUUUGACCAUUUUGGUUGCCCUCCUCUGGACACGUUCCAGUUUGUCAGUGUCCUUCUUGAACUGUGGUGCCCAGAACUGGACACAGUACUCCAGGUGAGGUCUGACCAGAGCAGAAUACAGUGGCACUAUUACUUCCCUUGAUCUAGAUGCUAUACUCCUAUUGAUGCAGCCCAGAAUUGCAUUGGCUUUUUAGCUGCCGCGUCACACUGUUGGCUCAUUUCAAGUUUGUGGUCAACCAAGACUCCUAGAUCCUUUCACAUGUACUGCUCUCAAGCCAGGUGUCACCCAUCUUGUAUUUGUGCCUCUCAUUUUUUGCCCAAGUGCAAUACUUUACAUUUCUCCCUGUUAAAAUUCAUCUUGUUUGUUUUUGCCCAGUUCUCUAAUCUGUCAAGGUCGUUUUGAAGUGUGAUCCUGUCCUCUGGGGUGUUAGCCACCCCUCCCAGUUUGGUGUCAUCUGCAAAUUUGAUCAGGAUGCCCUUGAGUCCAUCAUCCAAGUCGUUGAUAAAGAUGUUGAAUAAGACCGGGCCCAAGACAGAACCCUGUGGCACCCCACUAGUCACUCUUCUCCAGGAUGAAGAGGAACCAUUGAUGAGCACCCUUUGGGUUCGGUCAGUCAGCCAAGCCAGUUACAAAUCCACUGAGUGGUAGCAUAGUGAAGACCGCAUUUUACCAGCUUCUUUACAAGAAUAUCAUGGGGCACCUUGUCAAAUACCUUGCUGAAAUCAAGGUAGGCUACAUCCACUGCGUUCCCUUCAUCUACCAGGCUUGUAAUUCUGUCAAAAACGAGAUCAGGUUAGUCUGACAUGACUUAUUUUUCAGAAAUCCAUGCUGACUAUUGGUGAUCACAGCAUUCCUUUCUAGGUGCUCACAGACUGUUUGCUUAAUGAUCUGCUCCAGAAUCUUCCCUGGUAUUGAUGUCAGACUGACUGGGCGGUAAUUAUUUGGGUCCUCUCUUUCCCCUUUUUGAAAAUAGGGACAACAUUUGCCCUCCUCCAGUCUGCCGGGACUUCGCCUGUUCUCCAGGAAUUCUCAAAGAUGACUGCCAGUGGUUCUGAGAUCACAUCUGCCAGUUCUUUUAAUACUCUUGGAUGCAGUUCAUCUGGCCCUGGAGACUUGAAUACAUCUAAACUAGCCAAGUAUUCUUGUACUAUCUCCUUAGUUAUUCUGGGCUGUGUUUCCUCUGCUAAAUCAUUUGCUCCAAAUUCUUCAGGUCGGGCAUUGUUUUCUUUAUUGGAGAAGACUGAGGCAAAGAAGGCAUUGAGGAGUUCAGCCCUUUCUGUGUCCCCUGUUUGCAUUUCACCAUCUUCUCCUCUGAGUGACCCCACUGUUUCUUUGUUCUUCCUUUUGCUACGGACAUACCCAUAAAAGCCUUUUUUGUUGCUUUUAACCUCUCUAGCAAGCCUGAGUUCAUUCUGUGCUUAAGGUUUUCUGACUUUGUGUCUACACGUGCUGGCUAUUUGUUUGAAUUCCUCUUUGGUGGUUUCCCCCCUUUUCCAUUUUUUGUACACAUCUUAACUCAGUUAAAAGUUCUUUAGAUAGCCACCCUGGCUUCUUUAGGCACCUUCCAUGUUUCUGUCUCAUUGGUGUUGCCUGAAGUUGUGCUUUUACUGUCUCCCUCUUAACAAACUCCCAGCCAUCAUGAACUCCCUUUCCUUUUAGUAUUACUGUCCAUGGGAUCUCACCCAGCACUUCCCUAAGUUUUAUGAAGUCGGCUUUCUUAAAGUCAAGAAAUUGAGUCCUAGUAUGCUUGGCUGCUCCUUUCCGCUGUAUAGUAAACUUCAGAAGAGCAUGAUCACUCGCGCCUAAUGAUCCUUCCACUUCUACCCCACUAACCAGGUCAUCAACAUUGGUUAGGACCAGAUCUAAAAUGGCUGUUCCUCUUGUUGCUUCUCCCACUUUCUGGACAAUGAAGCUGUCUGCAAGGCCAGUGAGGAAUCUGUUUGACCUUAUGCUCUUGGCUGAGUUUGACAUCCAACAAAUAUCCAGGUAAUUGAAGUCCCCCAUUACUACUAUCUCCUUCCUUUUGCAUGCUUGGCCAUCUGUUCCAGGAAGGCAUCAUCUAUGUCCUCCGUUUGGCUUGGGGAUCUAUAGUAAACUCCCACAAUGAGGUCACUGUUAUUCUUCUCUCCCUUAAUUUUGACCCAAAUGCUCUCACUUUGGCUUUGAGGUUCUAAAUCUUGGAUCUCUUCACAGGUAUACACAUCCCUGACAUAUAACGCCACUCCUCCUCCUUUCUUGUCUGGUCUGUUUCUCUGAAAUAGAUUGUAUCCCUCCAUUAUUACAUUCCAAUCGUGGGACUUAUCCCACCAGGUUUCAGUGAUGCCUAUUAUGUCAUAUUUAGUUUUUACAUGAGUAGAAUGUGUGCUUUGAUUUAAAAUGCAUCUCUGGGUUAUUUGUGGGACAUAGGAAUGCGUUCAUUUUUCCCCCCAAAAUCUAGUUCGUCCCCCCACAAGGUCUGAGGAACAGGGGGCCAGCUCAUGGCUGAAAAAGUUUGCUGACCCCUGAGUUAGUUUAUACAGUUAGUUUAUACAGGUUACAUUUGAUGGAAGCAGGACUCUCAGAAAGAGUCCCAUCCUGUGAAUAAAACAGUAUUUAAACAGCAUUCAAAAUGUUUGACAUCAGGCUUCCUCAGCCUCAGCCCUCCAGAUUUUUAUGGCCUACAACUCCCAAGAUCCCACUAGCAGGACCAGUGGUCAGGGAUGAUGGGAAUUGUAGUCUCAAAACAUUUGGAGGGCUGAGGUUGAGGAAGUCUGCUCUACAUAAGAAAUCAAACAACAAACGUUUAAUUUCACAAUAUAACACAACCACUUCCAGAUACUCACAGAGGACUCACAGAAGCUCAGAAGUGAAGUUGCCUGAUGAUGCUCAGCCUGAACCAUAAUAAUAAUAAUAAUAAUAAUAAUAAUAAUAAUUUUUCAUUUCUAACCCUGCCCAUCUGGCUGGCUCUCCCCAGCCGCUCUGAGCUGCUUCCCACAAAAGAUUAAAAAGACAGCCGUUUAAAAUUUCCUGAAAUUAUGCACACACACACCCCCCCCGAGAGGGCUCAGAUUCCUACAGGGGCUACUCAGCAUUUUGGACGUUUUCAGAGACUGAAGUAGCUGGGCAGGUAUUUAUAUCCUGUUGACGGUGCCCUAUUCUUCUCCCCUGAGAUCACCUAAAAUGGUAAAUGUUUUCUGUGGGAUGAGGGCCACCAGUCCUGGGCAAAGGGGUGUGGACAUCUCUUGGUGCCCCCCCCCCCAUAUUAAUAGCCUCCCUGAACUCUCAAACUGGGAGAGCUCUUACCAGCCAAGCUCCUAUAGUAGGGCUAGUUGGGAAUUGGUCUUCGCUGAAGGAUGGCUUAUCACAGGCAUGCAGGUAACCCUCCUCUGCCCCCCAAAUAUAUAUAUGGCAUUUCAUUGUCUUUUGUGCUUCGGGCAAGAGAUCUGGCUGGCUGGCUUGCUCUUUCAACAGGAUUUCGCUGUGCUGGAAAUUCUUCCUUUGAGCCUUGGGGUGUGUGUGUGCUUUCUAACAAAAAAGAGACCCUUUGUGCGAUGAUAUUCCUUCCAGGGUGGGCAGUAGGGUGGUUCAUAAAAAACUUUUUUUUUUGAAAAUGCCUUCUCCAAACGUCUUAUCUUAACUACACUAGGGAUCUCUGAAAUUUCGUGCAUAUCAGUUAAUAUCUUGACCCUCCUCCACAAAAAUAGCUGUUUACUUGCCCAUUUUCCUAUAUUGUGAAGGCUGAAAUGUCAAUUCAGUGGAGCAGGGUCAAGAUAUUAACUGAUAUGCUUGAAAUUUCAGAAAUAGCUAUAUAAUCCCUAGUGUAGUAAGAUAAAACCUUUGGAGAAGGCAUUUUAAAAAAAAGUUUUUAUGAACCGCCCUAGUGGGUAGAGGUUCUGCUAACUGCUGCAAGAAGGAUCCUUGCACAAACAUUUCCUUUGCUUUACUUUCAUGCUGUGGGUGUCUGUUAGUGUUUCUGUCCUGUUUUUCCCUGAAACUUUCCAAACCCUUCAGUAUUGCAAGAGCCUGGUAGAGAUGCUCGUGGGGAGGGGUCUUCUUCUCCUUCAUCUUUGGCAAUCCCUCGUAGCUGAGUCAGAUCUUCCAUAAACAAGGUUUUAACAUUGAGUCCAUAAGUGACUGUGGAGGUCAAUUCUGGAUCCACAGUGGGAACAUUGAUUUCUGAGUGGGAGUUGAUCACAAGCGUUUCUUCCUCUUCACCCGUUUCUCCCUCACGUCCCAAGUUUGAGUGUCUUCAAAGCCCAGGACGCCUUUGGUCAAGGCUGUUCUCCAACUGGAGCUCUCGCAGCCCAGUGCUUCCCAGUUGUCAGUGUUUAUACUACAUUUUUAAAAAAUUGCCUUGAGAUCUUUCAACCGCUUUUGUGGACCACUGGCGUUACGCUUUCCAUUUUUAAGUUCGGAAGAGAGUCAUUGCUUUGGAAGGAGAUACACAACAUGACUGGUCCAAAGUUGAUGUUGAAGGAUCAUUGCUUCAACACUGGCGAUCUUUGCUUCUUCCAGUACGCUGGCAUUAGUUCGCCUGUCUUCCCAAGUGAUAUGUAAAAAUUUUCGGAGACCCUGUUGACAGAAUCUUUUGAGAAGCUGGAGAUGGUGUGGAUAAGCAAGUAUAAGAGCUGGUAAAGGGCAAUUAAGCAGAAUAUCAUUAACUUCGUUUUAAUAUUCUGUUGGAAGCCGCCCAGAGUGGCUGGGGAAACCCAGCCAGAUGGGUGGGGUAUAAAUAAUAAAUUUUUAUUUUUAUUUUUAUUUUUAUAAUAUAGCUCAUGGAUUGGACCCUAAACAACUGCCAGAUCCUUUUAGCAGGAGACAGGACACAGAUAAGCUUCGGGGACAGCAUUGUCCAUGCUUAGACUCUCCAUUAAACUCCUUGGUCGCCAUUCUUUUAAAUUUUGUUGUUGUUUAGUCGUGUCUGCCUCUUCGUGACCCCCUGGACCAGAGUAUGCCAGGAACUCCUGUCUUCCACUGCCUCCCGCAGUUUGGUCAAACUCAUGCUGGUAGCUUCGAGAACACUGUCCAACCAUCUCGUCCUCUGUCGUCCCCUUCUCUUUGUGCCCUCCAUCUUUCCCAACAUCAGGGGCUUUCCAGGGAGUCUUCUAUUCUCAUGAGGUGGCCAAAGUCUUGGAGCCUCAGCUUCAGGAUCUGUCCUUCCAGUGAGCACUCAGGGCUGAUUUCCUUCAGAAUGGAUAGGUUUGAUCUUCUUGCAGUCCAUGGGACUUUCAAGAGUCUCCUCCAGCACCAGAAUUCAAAAGCAUCAAUUCUUCGGCAAUCAGCCUUCUUUAUGGUCCAGCUCUCACUUCCAUACAUCACUACUGGGAAAACCAGAGCUUUAACUAUAUGGACCUUUGUCAGCAAGGUGAUGUCUCUGCUUUUUAAGAUGCUGUCUAGGUUUGUCAUCACUUUUCUCCCGAGAAGCAGGCGAAUUUUAAUUUCGUGGCUGCUGUCACCAUCUGCAGUGAUCAUUUAUAUCAUUUAGGUGUAGACAAAUUGGACUAUUUGCUUUACUAAAACCUGAACAGUGAAGUUUUGGAUAGACCAUUUGAGUCCAGGCGCUCUUGGGACAAUCUUGUAGCACUAGGGAUAUUAGACUGGGGGGAUUUGAGUAUAGGUGAAGCCAGAAGUUAAAUGUCCUGUGCCAGAUUCGUAAUUCUACUGAACGGAGAUUGGCCUCUAGGCGCAAUGAUGCCUUUGGGACACAGGGUGCUACAGAAAAAAAUUGCCUUAAAAACUUUGCAUGCAGGAAAGCUCCAAGCUAGACCCCUGGGACCACCACUUUAAAACACCUGAGGUCGCAGGUGAAUCGAAAACCCCCGAGACCUGCUGCCUUUCUGAGUAUGGCGUUUGGUGGACAAAUAUCCUGACCUGGAACCAAGCGGCUUCCUAGGGUGAUGUUAUUGGGUCCAUAUUACAGAUCAGGUAGAUUGAGGCAGAGGGCGAGAGAAAGGGUGUUAACUUCUCUUACGGAAAUGACAGGUGCCCCCCACAUCUUUAAAGUUGUUAAAUGUUACAAAUUUUAUGCCUGAAUGUAUCAUUUUGACUUGACAGCUCAGGGAAGGUGCCCAGCUUUAAAAAAUCGUAUAACAUCAACUCCUUUGCCAGUUUCCUCCAUUUCAACGCUAUUUUGCCCUUGGAAAAAGGACUCUUUUCCCUGCCACCUCCCCAAGCCUGGGGACAUGUAUACACACCUCCUACCCCGGGAAAUGCCAGAGGUGACAAUUGCUGAGCUGAUUGUUGGCCAAGGGAAGCCAAAUCUCAUCACCAAACUUGUCUCAGGCUCCAGACAUGCAAAGAAAGUUCUAUUGUACUUUUGGGUGGUUGGUACUUGAGACAUGUUUGCCUGUGCUAAUCUUAUACUUGGGUGUUGCCUUGACAUAUCUGUCUAUGCUAAUCUUGUGUAACCCUCCCCUUUCUGACGGUUUUAGUGGUGUAGCAAUGAAGUAUCGAUGAUGCUGUGUGAAGUGUUUAAAAAGUCAAUGUCGCCCCAAUGCUCAGGGUUCUUACUGCCGUUUGAACCUGUCGCACAACAAUAAGGGAUCAAAGUCUACUGACUGCUGUUUUGCUCCAAAUUACAUGCCUGGAAUUUCCUUCUUUUACUGACCUCAUGGACCCAUGGGGGACUUGCUCCGCAACAAGCUGGGCUGUUGAGUACAGUCUCAUCCCAGAAUUUUCUUUAACACUUGCUUGACAGGGCUCACAGCUUAGCCCCUUGUCUCUGUCUUCCAUAAGCACUUUGGUGCUCAUUCGCCCUAGCUGUGCUCCUGCACUGUAGGACUGGCAUUUGCUGUUCAUGCUUCAAUCCCACUUUGCCUGCUGACGGACGGACAGAGGCUGCAGAAAUCGUUUCGCGUCUAUCCAGAGACAUUAGCGAAUCCCCCCCAAAAAGCUCUUUGCUUAUCAGUUUCCACUCCCUCCUGUUUGUUGAAUGUGCUCCACAAACUGUUGCCACGACACAAAAUACUUGGUGUAGAGCUGGACCAAAUCCAGGUAAUUGAGUGAAAGGGCAAGCGACUCAUGAAACAAUGGGGUCAUGGACCUAUAUUUAGAUUGGAGGGCGGGCGGGUGGGGUACGUGCCAGAGAGAACAUUGCAGAAACAAGUUAGCCAUGAACACAUUGGUUUUCCUUGGCUGUCCUUAGGAGGAGGUGCUCUGUGCGGCCACACUGCUUGCUUGCUUCUCUUGUUCCGAGCUUGUGCACCUGAACCUGUCGCUGUGAGAGCUUCAGAGAGGAAUGCGUCAGAUCUGGGUCUCUAUCCCGAUCUAACGCUGUUUGAAAUAAAAAUAAAAAUAAAAAAAUUGUCCAGUAGCACCUUAGAGACCAACUCAGUUUGUUCUUGGUUGAAGCUUUCGUGUGCAGGCGCCCUUCUCUAGAUACAGUGAAACAGAAGUCCCCAGACCUGAUAUGUAGUGGGAGGGUGGGGUGGGGUAUUUCUCAGAAGGGUAAUAGGAGAUGGGUGAUUUUAUAGUUCCCAAAAGGAAACCUUCCUCUGCUUGUCCAUAUUGAGAGGAUGCCAGCAAAGCUGAACCUUUUCCUAAAAAAGGAUUACAGACCUGUGCCUCCAUGAUUGACAUCUUCUUAAUACUUGUAGUCAAUAAUAAUAACAACACUUGGCUGUUGUGCGCAGGCAGACCUCUUCAGAUACACUGAAGCGGAAGUCCGCAGACCCUGAUAUAUUGUGGGAGGAGAAGAACCCAGACCCUUAUAUAUAGAGGAAGGGGAGUCCCCAGACCCUGAUAUAUAGAGGGAGGGAAGUCCCUGGACCCUGAUAUAUAGAGGGAGGGAAGUCCCCGGACCCUGAUAUAUAGAGGGAGGGAAGUCCCCGGACCCUGAUAUAUAGUGGGAGGAGACGUACCCAGACCCUUAUAUAUAGUGGGAGGGGAGUCCCCAGACCCUGAUAUAUAGAGGAAGGGGAGUCCCCGGACCCUGAUAUAUAGAGGAAGGGGAGUCCCCGGACCCUGAUAUAUAGAGGGAGGAGAAGUACCCAGACCCUUAUAUAUAGUGGGAGGGGAGUCCCCAGACCCUGAUAUAUAGAGGGAGGGGAGUCCCCGGACCCUGAUAUAUAGAGGAGGAGAAGUACCCAGACCCUAAUAUAUAGUGAGUGUAGUCCCCCGACCCUGAUAUAUAGAGGGAGGGGAGUCCCCGGACCCUGAUAUAUAGAGGGAGGAGAAGUACCCAGACCCUUAUAUAUAGUGGGAGGGGAGUCCCCAGACCCUGAUAUAUAGAGGAAGGGGAGUCCCCAGACCCUGAUAUACAGAGGGAGGGGGGGGCCCCGGACCCUGAUAUAUAGAGGGAGGGAAGUCCCCGGACCCUGAUAUAUAGAGGGAGGAGAAGUACCCAGACCCUUAUAUAUAGUGGGAGGGGAGUCCCCAGACCCUGAUAUAUAGAGGGAGGGGAGUCCCCGGACCCUGAUAUAUAGAGGGAGGAGAAGUACCCAGACCCUUAUAUAUAGUGGGAGGAGAAGUACCCAGACCCUUAUAUAUAGAGGAAGGGAGUCCCCAGACCCUGAUAUAUAGAGGAGGGGAGUCCCCGGACCCUGAUAUAUAGAGGAGGGGAGUCCCGGACCCUGAUAUAUAGUGGGAGGAGACGUACCCAGACCCUUAUAUAUAGUGGGAGGGGAGUCCCCAGACCCUGAUAUAUAGAGGAAGGGGAGUCCCCAGACCCUGAUAUAUAGAGGAAGGGGAGUCCCCGGACCCUGAUAUAUAGAGGGAGGGGAGUCCCCGGACCCUGAUAUAUAGAGGGAGGGAAGUCCCCGGACCCUGAUAUAUAGUGGGAGGAGACGUACCCAGACCCUUAUAUAUAGUGGGAGGGGAGUCCCCAGACCCUGAUAUAUAGAGGAAGGGGAGUCCCCGGACCCUGAUAUAUAGAGGGAGGAGAAGUACCCAGACCCUUAUAUAUAGUGGGAGGGGAGUCCCCAGACCCUGAUAUAUAGAGGAAGGGGAGUCCCCAGACCCUGAUAUAUAGAGGGAGGGGAGUCCCCGGACCCUGAUAUAUAGAGGGAGGGAAGUCCCCGAACCCUGAUAUAUAGUGGGAGGGGAGUCCCCAGACCCUGAUAUAUAGAGGGAGGGGAGUCCCUGGACCCUGAUAUAUAGAGGGAGGGGAGUCCCCGGACCCUGAUAUAUAGAGGGAGGGGAGUCCCCGGACCCUGAUAUAUAGAGGGAGGGGAGUCCCCGGACCCUUAUAUAUAGAGGAAGGGGAGUCCCCAGACCCUGAUAUAUAGAGGGAGGGAAGUCCCCGGACCCUGAUAUAUAGAGGGAGGGGAGUCCCUGGACCCUGAUAUAUAGAGGGAGGGGAGUCCCCGGACCCUGAUAUAUAGAGGGAGGGGAGUCCCCGGACCCUGAUAUAUAGAGGAAGGGGAGUCCCCAGACCCUGAUAUAUAGAGGAGGAGUCCCCAGACCCUGAUAUAUAGAGGGAGGGAGUCCCUGGACCCUGAUAUAUAGAGGGAGGGAGUCCCCGGACCCUGAUAUAUAGAGGGAGGGAGUCCCCGGACCCUGAUAUAUAGAGGGAGGGAGUCCCCGGACCCUGAUAUAUAGAGGAGGGAGUCCCCGGACCCUGAUAUAUAGUGGGAGGAGACGUACCCAGACCCUUAUAUAUAGUGGGAGGGAGUCCCCUGACCCUGUUAUAUAGCGGUAGGGGAGUCCCCUGCCCCUGAUAUAUAGAGGGAGGGGAGUCCCCGGACCCUGAUAUAUAGAGGGAGGGGAGUCCCCGGACCCUGAUAUAUAGUGGGAGGAGACGUACCCAGACCCUUAUAUAUAGAGGGAGGGGAGUCCCCGGACCCUGAUAUAUAGAGGAAGGGGAGUCCCCAGACCCUGAUAUAUAGAGGGAGGGGAGUCCCCAGACCCUGAUAUAUAGAGGGAGGGGAGUCCCCAGACCCUGAUAUAUAGUUGUAGGGGAGUCCCCUGACCCUGAUAUAUAGAGGGAGGGCAGUCCCCGGACCCUGAUAUAUAGAGGGAGGGGAGUCCCCGGACCCUGAUAUAUAGUGGGAGGAGAAGUACCCAGACCCUAAUAAAUAGUGGGAGGGUAGUCCCCAGACCCUGAUAUAUAGAGGAAGGGGAGUCCCCGGACCCUGAUAUAUAGAGGGAGGGAGUCCCCAGACCCUGAUAUAUAGAGGGAGGGGGUCCCCAGACCCGGGUAUAUAGAGGUAGGGCAGUCCCCCGCCCCUGAUAUAUAGAGGGAGGGGAGUCCCCAGACCCUGAUAUAUAGAGGGAGGGGAGUCCCCAGACCCUGAUAUAUAGAGGGAGGGGAGUCCCCAGACCCUUAUAUAUAGAGGGAGGGGAGUCCCCAGACCCUGAUAUAUAGAGGGAGGGGAGUCCCCAGACCCUGAUAUAUAGAGGGAGGGGAGUCCCCGGACCCUGAUAUAUAGAGGAAGGGGAGUCCCCAGACCCUGAUAUAUAGAGGGAGGGGAGUCCCCAGACCCUGAUAUAUAGACGAAGGGGAGUCCCCAGACCCUUAUAUAUAGAGGAAGGGGAGUCCCCAGACCCUGAUAUAUAGUGGGAGGAGAAGUACCCAGACCCUUAUAUAUAGUGGGAGGGGAGUCCCCAGACCCUGAUAUAUAGAGGAAGGGGAGUCCCCGGACCCUGAUAUAUAGAGGAUGUGGAGUCCCCGGACCCUGAUAUAUAGAGGGAGGGGAGUCCCGGACCCUGAUAUAUAGAGGAGGGAGUCCCCGGACCCUGAUAUAUAGUGGGAGGAGAAGUACCCAGACCCUGAUAUAUAGAGGGAGGGGAGUCCCCAGACCCUGAUAUAUAGAGGGAGGGGAGUCCCCGGACCCUGAUAUAUAGAGGAAGGGGAGUCCCCAGACCCUGAUAUAUAGAGGGAGGGGAGUCCCCGGACCCUGAUAUAUAGAGGGAGGGGAGUCCCCAGACCCUGAUAUAUAGAGGGAGGGGAGUCCCCAGACCCUGAUAUACAGAGGGAGGGGAGUCCCCAGACCCUGAUAUAUAGAGGAGGGACUCCCCUGACCCUUAUAUAUAGACGAUGGGGGUCCCCAGACCCUUAUAUAUAGAGGAAGGGGAGUCCCCAGACCCUGAUAUAUAGUGGGAGGAGAAGUACCCAGACCCUUAUAUAUAGUGGGAGGGGAGUCCCCAGACCCUGAUAUAUAGAGGAAGGGGAGUCCCCGGACCCUGAUAUAUAGAGGGAGGGGAGUCCCCGGACCCUGAUAUAUAGAGGGAGGGACUUCCCCGGACCCUGAUAUAUAGAGGAGGGAGUCCCGGACCCUGAUAUAUAGAGGAGGGAGUCCCCGGACCCUGAUAUAUAGUGGGAGGAGAAGUACCCAGACCCUUAUAUAUAGUGGGAGGGGAGUCCCCAGACCCUGAUAUAUAGAGGGAGGGGAGUCCCCAGACCCUGAUAUAUAGAGGGAGGGGAGUCCCCAGACCCUGAUAUAUAGAGGGAGGCCAGACCCCAGACCCUGAUAUAUAGAGGGAGGAGUCCCCAGACCCUUAUAUAUAGAGGAGGGAGUCCCCAGACCCUGAUAUAUAGAGGAGGGAGUCCCCAGACCCUGAUAUAUAGAGGGAGGAGUCCCCAGACCCUGAUAUAUAGAGGAGGGAGUCCCCAGACCCUGAUAUAUAGAGGGAGGGAGUCCCCGGACCCUGAUAUAUAGAGGGUGGGGAGUCCCCGGACCCUGAUAUAUAGAGGGGGGGAGUCCCCGGACCCUGAUAUAUAGUGGGAGGAGAAGUACCCAGACCCUUAUAUAUAGUGGGAGGGGAGUCCCCAGACCCUGAUAUAUAGAGGAAGGGGAGUCCCCAGACCCUGAUAUAUAGAGGGAGGGGAGUCCCCAGACCCUGAUAUAUAGAGGGAGGGGAGUCCCCAGACCCUGAUAUAUAGAGGGAGGGGAGUCCCCGGACCCUGAUAUAUAGAGGGAGGGGAGUCCCCAGACCCUGAUAUAUAGAGGAGGGAGUCCCCAGACCCUGAUAUACAGAGGGAGGGGAGUCCCCAGACCCUUAUAUAUAGAGGGAGGGGAGUCCCCAGACCCUGAUAUAUAGAGGGAGGGGAGUCCCCAGACCCUGAUAUAUAGAGGAGGGGAGUCCCCGGACCCUGAUAUAUAGAGGAGGGGACUCCCCAGACCCUGAUAUAUAGAGGGAGGGGAGUCCCCAGACCCUGAUAUAUAGACGAAGGGAGUCCCCAGACCCUUAUAUAUAGAGGAAGGGGAGUCCCCAGACCCUGAUAUAUAGUGGGAGGAGAAGUACCCAGACCCUUAUAUAUAGUGGGAGGGGAGUCCCCAGACCCUGAUAUAUAGAGGAAGGGGAGUCCCCGGACCCUGAUAUAUAGAGGAGGGAGUCCCCGGACCCUGAUAUAUAGAGGGAGGGAGUCCCCGGACCCUGAUAUAUAGAGGGAGGGAGUCCCGGACCCUGAUAUAUAGUGGGAGGAGAAGUACCCAGACCCUGAUAUAUAGAGGAGGGAGUCCCAGACCCUGAUAUAUAGAGGAGGGAGUCCCCGGACCCUGAUAUAUAGAGGAAGGGAGUCCCCAGACCCUGAUAUAUAGAGGGAGGGGAGUCCCCGGACCCUGAUAUAUAGAGGGAGGGGAGUCCCCAGACCCUGAUAUAUAGAGGGAGGGGAGUCCCCAGACCCUGAUAUACAGAGGGAGGGGAGUCCCCAGACCCUGAUAUAUAGAGGGAGGGGAGUCCCCUGACCCUGAUAUAUAGACGAAGGGGAGUCCCCAGACCCUUAUAUAUAGAGGAAGGGGAGUCCCCAGACCCUGAUAUAUAGUGGGAGGAGAAGUACCCAGACCCUUAUAUAUAGUGGGAGGGGAGUCCCCAGACCCUGAUAUAUAGAGGAAGGGGAGUCCCCGGACCCUGAUAUAUCGAGGAGGGAGUCCCCGGACCCUGAUAUAUAGAGGGAGGGAGUCCCUGGACCCUGAUAUAUAGAGGGAGGGAAGUCCCCGGACCCUGAUAUAUAGAGGGAGGGAGUACCCGGACCCUCAUAUAUAGUGGGAGGAGAAGUACCCAGACCCUUAUAUAUAUUGGGAGGGAGUCCCCAGACCCUGAUAUAUAGAGGAAGGGAGUCCCCAGACCCUGAUAUAUAGAGGAGGGAGUCCCCAGACCCUGAUAUAUAGAGGGAGGAGUCCCCAGACCCUGAUAUAUAGAGGAGGGAGUCCCCAGACCCUUAUAUAUAGAGGAGGGAGUCCCCAGACCCUGAUAUAUAGAGGAGGGAGUCCCCAGACCCUGAUAUAUAGAGGAGGGAGUCCCCGGACCCUGAUAUAUAGAGGAAGGGGAGUCCCCAGACCCUGAUAUAUGGAGGGAGGGGAGUCCCCAGACCCUGAUAUAUAGACGAAGGGGAGUCCCCAGACCCUUAUAUAUAGAGGAAGGGGAGUCCCCAGACCCUGAUAUAUAGAGGGAGGGGAGUCCCCGGACCCUGAUAUAUAGAGGGAGGGGAGUCCCCAGACCCUUAUAUAUAGAGGAAGGGGAGUCCCCAGACCCUGAUAUAUAGAGGAAGGGGAGUCCCCGGACCCUGAUAUAUAGAGGGAGGAGAAGUACCCAGACCCUUAUAUAUAGUGGGAGGGGAGUCCCCAGACCCUGAUAUAUAGAGGAAGGGGAGUCCCCAGACCCUGAUAUAUAGAGGGAGGGGAGUCCCCGGACCCUGAUAUAUAGAGGGAGGGAAGUCCCCGGACCCUGAUAUAUAGUGGGAGGAGAAGUACCCAGACCCUGAUAUAUAGAGGGAGGGGAGUCCCCAGACCCUGAUAUAUAGAGGAAGGGGAGUCCCCAGACCCUGAUAUAUAGAGGGAGGGGAGUCCCUGGACCCUGAUAUAUAGAGGGAGGGGAGUCCCCGGACCCUGAUAUAUAGUGGGAGGAGAAGUACCUAGACCCUGAUAUAUUGUGGGAGGAGAAGUACCCAGACCCUUAUAUAUAGAGGGAGGGGAGUCCCCAGACCCUGAUAUAUAGAGGAAGGGGAGUCCCCAGACCCUGAUAUAUAGAGGGAGGGGAGUCCCCAGACCCUGAUAUAUAGAGGGAGGGAAGUCCCCGGACCCUGAUAUAUAGAGGGAGGAGAAGUACCCAGACCCUUAUAUAUAGUGGGAGGGGAGUCCCCAGACCCUGAUAUAUAGAGGAAGGGGAGUCCCCAGACCCUGAUAUAUAGAGGGAGGGGAGUCUCCGGACCCUGAUAUAUAGAGGGAGGGAAGUCCCCGGACCCUGAUAUAUAGUGGGAGGAGAAGUACCCAGACCCUGAUAUAUUGUGGGAGGGGAGUCCCCAGACCCUGAUAUAUAGAGGAAGGGGAGUCCCCAGACCCUGAUAUAUAGAGGGAGGGGAGUCCCUGGACCCUGAUAUAUAGAGGGAGGGGAGUCCCCGGACCCUGAUAUAUAGUGGGAGGAGAAGUACCCAGACCCUGAUAUAUUGUGGGAGGAGAAGUACCCAGACCCUUAUAUAUAGUGGGAGGGGAGUCCCCAGACCCUGAUAUAUAGAGGAAGGGGAGUCCCCGGACCCUGAUAUAUAGAGGAAGGGGAGUACCCAGACCCUGAUAUAUAGAGGGAGGGGAGUACCCGGACCCUGAUAUAUAGAGGGAGGGGAGUCCCCGGACCCUGAUAUAUAGAGGGAGGGGAGUCCCCAGACCCUGAUAUAUAGAGGAAGGGGAGUCCCCAGACCCUGAUAUAUAGAGGGAGGGGAGUCCCCAGACCCUGAUAUAUAGUGGGAGGAGAAGUACCCAGACCCUGAUAUAUAGUGGGAGGAGACGUACCCAGACCCUUAUAUAUAGUGGGAGGGGAGUCCCCAGACCCUGAUAUAUAGAGGAAGGGGAGUCCCCGGACCCUGAUAUAUAGAGGAAGGGGAGUACCCAGACCCUGAUAUAUAGAGGGAGAGGAGUCCCCGGACCCUGAUAUAUAGAGGGAGGGGAGUACCCAGACCCUGAUAUAUAGAGGGAGAGGAGUCCCCGGACCCUGAUAUAUAGAGGGAGGGGAGUCCUCGGACCCUGAUAUACAGAGGGAGGGGAAUCCCCAGACCCUGAUAUAUAGAGGGAGGGGAGUCCCCGGACCCUGAUAUAUAGAGGGAGGGGAGUCCCCAGACCCUGAUAUAUAGAGGGAGGGGAGUACCCGGACCCUGAUAUAUAGAGGGAGGGGAGUCCCCAGACCCUGAUAUAUAGAGGGAGGGGAGUCCCCAGACCCUGAUAUAUAGAGGAAGCGGAGUCCCCAGACCCUGAUAUAUAGAGGGAGGGGAGUACCCGGACCCUGAUAUAUAGAGGAAGGGGAGUCCCCAGACCCUGAUAUAUAGAGGGAGGGGAGUCCCCAGACCCUGAUAUAUAGAGGAAGCGGAGUCCCCAGACCCUGAUAUAUAGAGGGAGGGAAGUCCCCGGACCCUGAUAUAUAGAGGGAGGGGAGUCCCCGGACCCUGAUAUAUAGGGGGAGGGGAGUCCCCGGACCCUGAUAUAUAGAGGGAGGUGAGACCCCAGACCCUGAUAUAUAGAGGGAGGGGAGUCCCCGGACCCUGAUAUACAGAGGGAGGGGAAUCCCCAGACCCUGAUAUAUAGAGGGAGGGGAGUCCCCGGACCCUGAUAUAUAGAGGGAGGGGAGACCCCAGACCCUGAUAUAUAGAGGGAGGGGAGUCCCCGGACCCUGAUAUAUAGAGGGAGAGGAGUCCCCGGACCCUGAUAUAUAGAGGGAGGGGAGACCCCAGACCUUGAUAUAUAGAGGGAGGGGAGUGCCCAGACCCUGAUAUAUAGUGGGAGGGAAGUCCCCAGACCCUGAUAUAUAGAGGGAGGGGAGUCCCCGGACCCUGUUAUAUAGAGGGAGGGUGGGGCGGGGUUUUCUCUGAAGAGUAGUAGGACUCAAUGGGUAUGGUUAACCUGUUGGCGACUGUGAACAACUGCAAUUAGUCCUGCAGGAAAAAACAGGGGUGCCAAAAAUAGCCAGGUCUCUCCAUAGUUUUCAGCUGGGUGAUAAGUUGCAAUUCAGCCACUUCUCUUUCAAGUCUCUAUCUGAAAUUAUUUUGUAAUAAUACAGCUGCUUGGAGAUCCUGUAUUGAACGUCCCAGAAGAUGGAAGCGUUCUCCUUUUGGCUUCUCUGCCUUGCAAUUCCCGAUGUCGGAGUGAUGCCCAUUUAUCCUCUGGCACAGGGUUUGGCCUGUUGGUCCAAUAGAGAGCACUGCUGGCAUUUGAUGACAUUUGAUGGCAUUUGAUGGCAUUUGAUGGCAUACAUAACGUUCGAAGAUGAGCCAUUCAAUAGGCCUGAGAUGGGAUGUUUGGCAUUGUUGGGUCCAGCGAUGGUGUUGUCUGGGUGUGAGUGGCAGCAAAGUUGGCACCUGGGUUUAUUGCAGGCUCUGGUACCUGUGUCCGUGUUAAGGUAUGAUUGUGGGUGAGGAGUUGUUGUCGCCGUCUAGGAAGGUUGCAAAUCUCUGAGGUGUUGAACUGUUUUAACUUGGGAGCUGUAUGUGAUCGCUAGUGGCAUUCUGUUAUUUUCUCUUUGGGGUCUGUCUCGCAGCAAGCGCUCUCUGGCAAUCUGUCUCACUUUGUCGAUCUGUUGUUGAACUUUGAAUUCCAAAACACCUGAAUCUAGGAUCUAAGGCUGUUUGAAAGAAGACCAACAUCCAAAGCAAUUUUGGCCAAGAAUGUGAACUGCUGGGGAAACCCUGGGAGUUUGUCUGUCUCCUGUGUUCUUUCUCUUGAUGGAUGAGGUGGCAACUGGCCUGAUGAAUGGGAGACAGGUCGAGGUUAACAUAGCUGGAAGUUUUGGCAAGUCAGAGGGGAGACAGCGUCCCAGCCAUUGAAGCAAUGUGUUCCUUUGUGGAUUAGGAAGCAAAACAGGCCAUCCCGCUCUGCAAAGAGCAGCUGGGUCACGUCAUGUUAUUAAAAAAAUGCCAUUGCUCCCUUUCCCCUUAUGGGGUACCCAAAAGCCCGUCUAGAGUCCUUAAGUGGGUUCCCUAUCAGUAGGAGAAAAAUUGUUGUUGCUGAGUUGUUUAGUCAUGUCUGCCUCUUCGUGACCCCACAGACCAGAGCAUGCCAGGAACUCCUGUCUUCCACUGCUUCCCGCAGUCUGCUCAAACUCAUGCUGGUAGCUUCGAGAACACUAUCCAACCAUCUCGUCCUCUGUCGUCCCCUUCUCCUUGUGCCCUCCAUCUUUCCCAACAUCAGGAUCUUUUCCAGGGAGUCUUCUCUUCUCAUGAGGGGGCCAAAGUCUUGGAGCCUCAGCUUCAGGAUCUGUCCUUCCAGUGAGCACUCAGGGCUGAUUUCCUUAAGAAUGGAUACAUUUGAUCUUCUUGCAGUCCAUGGGACUCUCAAGAGUCUCCUCCAGCAGCAUAAUGCAAAAGCAGCAAUUCUUGAACAAUCAGCCUUCUUUAUGGUCCAGCUCUCACUUCCAUACAUCGCUACUGGGGAAACCAUAGCUUGAACUAUAUGGAUCUUUGUCGGUAAGGUGAUCUCUGCUUUCUGAGAUGCUGCCUAGUUUUGUCACCACUUUUCUCCCGAGAAGCAGGCGUCUUUUGAUUUUGUGACUGCUGUCACCAUCUGUCAUAUUUUGGGGGACUCAAAUGGGGGGCCCUUUUUAAACAUUUUUUAAAGUAAAAAAAACCUAGUCUUAUACACAGAAAAGUACGGUACCUUGGCAAUGGAUUAUUUGGAUCCUGAACAACCAGGAGUUCUUAGCAAGAGAUGGAAAAGUCCACGGACAAACAAAACUGUUUGCUUUAUGCGGCUGCACAGAGCUGGCCAAGGAGCAGCAUAGUUUGGAUUUUUCAAGCCUUUUCCCAUGUUUUGGAGGAGAGAAGGCUUGACUUAAUUCCAGGCAGCCUCCCAGACCCCGCGCUGGAUCUCAAAUGCCAUCUUUCAGAAUGUGGGGUUUCAAAGAUCUUUUCCCAUGUCUGAGAGGUCCUCCUGGCUGGUUUUUUAAAACUUUGGUUUCCUGGUCUCUGUUGUGAUGGUCUCCUUGUCGAGAAUCACCCAGUUAGGCGUUUAUUGAUCUGUGUAACUUUGGGAAAUGUCAUUCUCAUCUCCUACCUGAGCAGUUCUCUUUCCACAAGGGCCAACAUUGAUGUUGAAAUCGAGCAUUGCCUGAGCUCUGCGAGUGCAGCUUUCUCCCAAUUGAAGGGCAGAGUGUUUGAGGACCGGGACAUUCGCACGGAAACCCAAAUUUGCUGUGGUACUACCAACCUGACUGUCUGCUUGUGAAACACAGACCACUUAUCAACGCCGUCUCCAACUCCUCGAAAGAUUCCAUCAACGGGGUCUUGAAAAAGUUUAGGAAGACACAGGAGAACUAAUGCCAGAGUGCUAGAAGAAGCAAAGAUUGCCAGUGUCGAAGUGACAAUCCUUCAACAUCAACUUCUUGAAUCCUGACAAGACAAAAGUAUUAUUUUGGGGGGACAGGGGGUGGGUGGGUGUGAGUGAGGGACUCCCUGGUCCUGAAUGGGGCAACUGUGCCCCUAAAGGACGAGGUGUGCAGCCUAGGGGUGAUCUUGGACCCAAGGAGGCGCAGGUCCAUUCUGUGUCCAGGGCAGCUCCAUCUGGGAUGCAGGAUGGGACCCUCCCUGCCCAGAGCGGUGCAUGUUCUGGUUAUCUCCCGCUUGGACUGCUGCCACACGCUCUACGUGGGGCUACCUUUGAAGGUGACCCAGAAACUGCAACUAAUCCAGAAUGCGGCGACUGGGAGCAGCCACCAAGACCACAUAACAUCAGUCUUGAAAGACUUAGGGAUGUUUCAGGCCCAAUUCAAAGCGUAUUAAGAGGAUUCCAGCAAGGCUGAAUGUUAUGUACUGAGUUGAAUAGGAUCCAAACUGCAGCAGUCUGAUUGGUCCUAGAACAAUAGGAUCCAAAUUGCAGCAGUCUGAUUGGUCCUAGAACAAUAGGAUUCAGAAUGCAGCAGUCUGAUUGGUCCUAGAACAAUGCAGCAGUAUGAUUGGUUGGCAGGAACCACCCAAUCAUGCUCCAGAUAUAAGUGAAUCCACAACCUGAUUGGCUUACAGUAGAAUUCCAGAAUUAGCCAAUCAUGUGCAGCCCAUUGUGUAAAUAAUGUAUAUAAAGCAGAUACUUUGAGGGGACCUUCAUUCAUUCCUCCUCACCACUAUGAGCUGAAUAAAGAGCAUGAAAUCACUUUGCGACUCUGAGUAUAUUUCACUGGCAACGAAGGUGGGAUCCCGCUGAGCUGACUGCCACACACAGCACCACAGCACUGCCACCUGCCGCACCGCUGCCUCGCACCGUGUAUCCAGGCUUCAGCUCCGGGACACAAGGAACUCAGAAUGGCAACCGACAGCAGCUUCUCGCCGUUCAACCCAGCAUCUGGAGACUGGGAAGCGUAUGCCUCCCGUUUCACCUUCCUCCUCGAAGCCAAAGGGGUCACCGAUGAAGAAGACGCCAAGAAGAGGGCGAUAUUCUUCAGCAUCUGCGGAGAGGAGACGUUUGAAAUCGCCCGGGCUCUCCUUGCACCUGAAGACAUCGCUACUGUUCCAUACGAAACAAUAAUGGAACAGCUGAAGGGGCACUUUUCGCCGCAGCCCUCAGUGGUGGCUCGUCGAAAUGCCUUCUACACCCCUGGGGAAACCAUAACUGGGUUUGUGACCUCUCUCCGCCAAGCCGCCCGGUUCUGCAACUUCUCAGAGCUGGAGAACAUGCUUCGUGACCGCCUCGUCGGUGGCCUGAAGGAUGAGAAGCUGCAACGAUGCCUCUACGCUAAGAAGGACCUAACGUUCCAGGUCGCUCUGGAGGAGGCCCUGGCAACGGAAGCUGCCAAGAGGUCGACGCAAGAGGCACGGCAGAGCCUGCCAUCCCAACCGAGGGUCCACCAUGAAGACCUCACCGAUGACUCAAGAUCUGACAGGGAGGAGGUGCACCGACUACAGCAGCGCACUCAAGCAGCCCACAUACCACAGCUGCCUCGACGAGAAGGAAGGAACUGCGCAAGCUGCGGGGAAAGUCACGAGAGGAGGACCUGCCGUUUUCGCAAUGCAGAGUGCAGGCAGUGCAGAAAAUCAGGACACAUCGCCCGGGUGUGUCGAGCUUGGCCCACCCGACGCCAGGCAUCAGAUGACCAAUCCAAGAGCCCCAGGUCCCGGGGCCCAACGCACCAAGGCAACUCGACGGAUCUCACGGACUUCCAGGUAUACCAGUUGCCCCACCCCAACGUAGAAAAAAUUUAUGUAGAGGUACAGAUAGAGGGGGCCCCAUGCCGCAUGGAGCUUGACACGGGUUCAGCUCUAUCCAUAAUCUCGGCAAGGACCUUAAGGAAACUGUGUCCUACUGGGGGUCCCAAACUCAGGCUGGCCCCAUUCACCCUCCGGGACUUCCAGAAACAUAAGGUCCCCACAAUGGGGGUGGGGACCUUCAGGGUGUAAUACCGAGGGCAGACGCGGCAACUGGACUUGCUUGUGGUCAAGGGCCCCUACAUUAGCUUACUGGGAUUGGCAUAUUUUGGACCACUGGGGCUAGCCGUCACCGGGGUGAACCACACUAGCUUACACAUGGACGUGGACGCCAUAUGCAAGGAAUUUCCAGGGGUUUUCGAUGGGAAAUUGGGACAGUAUACGGCCCCCCCCCAUUGCUCUACAGCUUGACCCCGCAGUACGACCGGUCUGGCUCAAGGCCCACCGGGUCCCGGUCACCCUGAAACCCCAUAUAGACGAGGAAUUGACCGGCUCAUGGAGCAAGGAGUGCUGGAGCCGGUGCCUAAUGCCCCCUGGGAAACCCCAAUCGUCACACCCGUCAAGCCUAAUGGUUUGGUCCGCAUCUGCGCAGACUACAAAUGUACCAUAAACAAGGCCCUCACGGCCCAUGCAUACCCAGUGCCAGUGGUCAGCCAUGUCCUUGCCACCCUGGCUGGGUCAAAAAUUUUUGGCAAGCUGGACUUGACCCAAGCAUAUCAACAGCUGCCAGUAGAUGAGGCCACAGCAGAGGCACAGACGAUUGUGAUGCACAGAGGAGCGUUCAGGGUAAAGCGGCUGCAAUUCGGUGUCAGCGUGGCACCAGGCACAUUCCAGAAUCUAAUGGACUCGCUCCUUAAAGGGAUUCCUGGCGUCACCCCCUUCUACGAUGAUGUGUUCAUUGCCGAGCCCACAGCAGAGGAGUUUGAGGACCGCCUCCGCACCAUUCUGCGCCAUUUCCAGACGGCGGGUCUCAAGGUGAAGCGGGAAAAAUGUCUACUAGGAGUGCCUCAGGUGGACUUUCUGGGAUUUAUGCUGGACGCAGAAGGGGUCCACCCAACUGGGGACAAGGUACGGGCCAUUUGUGAUGCCCCAGCGCCCAAGAGCAAGACUGAACUUCAGGCCUUCUUGGGACUAUUGAACUUUUACCAUUCCUUCCUUCCCCACAAGGCGGCGGUAGCGGAGCCGCUACACAGACUCCUGGACAAGCGGGCCCCUUGGGUGUGGGGCCAGCGCCAGGAGGCUGCAUUCCAGGCAGUCAAGGACUUGCUUGUCUCAAACUCGGUCUUGGCACACUUCGACGAGAGGCUGCCGGUGGUGCUAGCAUGUGACGCCUCGCCCUAUGGCAUUGGCGCUGUCCUGGGACACCAACUCCCGGAUGGAAGAGAGGUACCGGUAGCAUACUUUUCCCAGACACUCAACACAACCGAGCGGAACUACUUGCAAAUCGACAAGGAGGGUCUGGCAAUCGUGAAGGGAGUAAAAAAAUUCCAUGAUUUCUUGUACGGGCGGCCCUUCACCGUGGUGACUGACCACAAGCUGUUGCUUGGCUUGUUUGCCCCCGAAAAGCAGACCCCCCAAGUGCUGUCUCCUUGUGUCCUCAGGUGGUCAAUUUUCCUUGCCAGCUACCAGUAUGCACUGAUUCACUGCCCGGGGAAGGUGAUGGGCCAUGCGGACGCCCUCAGCAGGCUACCACUACCGGAAACAGGCACCUGCAGAAGAGGUUAUGAGCCUGGAACUGCUUCCCGACUGCCCCAUUCAGGCACAAGAAGUUGCACACCAUUCCAAGAAAGAUAGGGUCAUCUCCCGGGUCCUGGACUGGGUGUGGAGGGGAUGGCCCAGCAGCAGCCCUGGGCCAGAAUUUGCUGGCUACACAACCCGCAAACAUGAACUGUCGGCCCACAAGGGGUGCCUGUUUUGGGGAAGCAGGGUUGUUGUUCUCCAGCCCCUCCGAAAAAGGGUCCUCACAGCCCUACACGAGACACACCCAGGGGUAGUAAGAAUGAAGGCCCUGGCCAGGAGUUAUGUGUGGUGGCCGGGGAUCGACGGAGAGAUAGAGGCCUGGGUCAAACACUGCCAGGCCUGCCAAGAAUCCCGCCCAGAUCCCCCCAAGGGCCCCAGUCCAGUCCUGGGAGUCCGCCCGAGCACCAUGGUCACGCCUGCAUGUGGACUUCGCUGGCCCCUUUCAGGGGAAAACAUUCUUCAUAGUGGUGGACUCCUACACCAAAUGGCUGGAAGUCGCACUGGUACCGUCCACUUCUACAUCCGCAGCCAUCCGGGUACUACGCAGGCUGUUUGCAACCCACGGGCUCCCUGACACUCUCGUCUCAGACAACGGGACUGCAUUUACGUCAGGAGAAUUCCAAACCUUCACAGCGCAGAACGCCACCCGCCACAUCCGUUCGGCGCCAUUCCACCCUGCCAAGCAGAACGCAUGGUGCAGAGCACCAAGGACACCCUUCGCCGCAUGAUGCAAGGGGAUUGGGAGUACCGCCUUGCCACAUUCCUCCUAGCACGGCACAGCACCCCCAGCUCAACGACUGGCCGGAGCCCCGCGGAACUACUAAUGGGUCAGCGCCUUGCAAUCAGAUUGGACCGCCUUCACCCCGAUAGAGCUCAGGAUGAGGUAGUGGUGGGGGAAGGCAGGAACCCCCGGACCUUCGAGGCCCAGGACCCAGUGUACGCAAAGAAUUUUGGGGCAGGCCCAGCAUGGGUACCCGCCACAGUCACCAGGGUCACUGGCCCCGUGUCGUAGGAGGUGCUAACGGAUGGGGGGGCAAUGCUGGCGCUGCCACUGUGACCAGAUACGGCGACGAUUCCCGGGAGAAAACCAGGAGGAGGAAAGGUCAGAGGAGUCCCAAGGGAACAGAGGGGCAGUGAGGCCCAUAGAGCAGGAGGGGCCAGCAGGAGAGGCAGAAUCAGUAAAUACAGAGAGGACCCGCAAGGCCGAAAGGACACCGGAACCAGAACCACGACUGAGCGAGCCGGUUGCGCCAGACCAAACAGGCCCAUCACAGCCAGCAUCCUUGGAACACGAGCCAGAACCUGAACCCCGGACCAGGGAACACCCCAGGCCGCAACGCACACGUAGGCCGCCGGCAUACCUCGAGGACUAUGAAUGCGACCUCCCGGGCAGGACUGGAACUUAGAGGGAGGGGUGUUAUGUACUGAGUUGAAUAGGAUCCAAACUGCAGCAGUCUGAUUGGUCCUAGAACAAUAGGAUCCAAAUUGCAGCAGUCUGAUUGGUCCUAGAACAAUAGGAUUCAGAAUGCAGCAGUCUGAUUGGUCCUAGAACAAUGCAGCAGUAUGAUUGGUUGGCAGGAACCACCCAAUCAUGCUCCAGAUAUAAGUGAAUCCACAACCUGAUUGGCUUACAGUAGAAUUCCAGAAUUAGCCAAUCAUGUGCAGCCCAUUGUGUAAAUAAUGUAUAUAAAGCAGAUACUUUGAGGGGACCUUCAUUCAUUCCUCCUCACCACUAUGAGCUGAAUAAAGAGCAUGGAAUCACUUUGCGACUCUGAGUAUAUUUCACUGAAACUUACUGUUUUAAGGUAAAGGGACGGUAUCCGCAAUAUACAAAAUACUACUCCAAAAUCCCACAAACCCCCAAGACGCAAUCAAAAAACAAUGGGAGAAUGACAUAGGCUAUGAGAUUAACCCCACUCAAUGGACCAGAAUGUGGUCUAACCCCCCCUUUAAAUCCAUAUCAAUGAAAAGAGAAGAACUCACUCUGAAACUCACCUACAGGUGGUACCUAACACCAAGAAAACUGGCAUUAAUAUGCCCAGGAACCUCACCAAAAUGCUGGAGAGAGUGCACCUCCACAGGCACAUACCUCCACAUGUGGUGGGAGUGUCCCAAAAUCCAACUAUUCUGGACAACAGCCAUACGAGAAAUAUGUAAAAUAACUAAGCAAGUAUUAGACAUCACCCCAGAAUUGGCCCUACUAAACAUCUUCCAAGACAAGAAUGCCCAUUUACACCACAAAGAACUCAUAACCCACCUACUUUCAGCAGCCAGAAACACCAUAACCAGACACUGGAGAGACCUGUCAGGAGUAAACAUGGACCAAUAGUACCAAAUAGUAUGGGAAACAGCCCUACUAAAAAAAUUAACUAAUAAACUGAAACUGACACGGGGACAAACAGAAGAAGACACCUUCACCCCGGUAUGGCUCCCCUUUAUCACAUACACAGCCCAACAAGACAAUGACAAUAACCCACCACACUCACACACGAAAACAAAGACCACCACAGCCAAUCACAAACAAACAACCACACCCUAGGCCAACCCCAACCUCUCUCAUCACCAAAGAAACACAAGUGAACAGCAGAGAACCGGCACGAGUAAAGCUGACACGAAACCCAUUAAGCAAAAUAGAAACAUCGCCACCCCCCCCCCACCCACCUUCCCUCCUCCCCCCUCCCCCCCCCACUAAUGUCUCAAUAAAUGAAACUGAUUUGUAAAAAUGUUACAUGGAAGAAAUACGAGAGACAUUACACAUACUUCUAUAAAACAAGAAAAUCUUUAAUAAUAAUAAUAAAUUAACUUACUGUUUUUAAAAAAGGGAUUUUAUUCUUGUCAAAAGGAAACCUUCCUCUGCGGGUCAAUGUGAAGAGGAUGCCAGUGAGGUUGAACCUUUCUGUAAAAUAAAGUCUUACCGAGACCAUAAAACACCAGUCCUGAGAGAUCUGCAUUGGCUCCCAGGACGUUUCCAAGCACAAUUCAAAGUGUUGGUGCUGACCUUUAAAUCCCUCAAUGGCCUUGGCCCAGUAGACCUGAAGGAGUGCCUCCACCCCGGACGCCAGGGUCCCUCUCUGGCAAGAAGCGAAGUUACAGGGAACCAGGCAGGGGGCCUUCUUGGUAGUGGCACCGUCCCUGUGGAGCGCCAUCCUGUCAGAUGUUAAAGGAAUAAACAACUGUAUGACAUUUAGAAGACAUCUGAAGGCAGCCCUGCUUAGGGAAGCUGAAUGACUUGUUUUAAUGCAUUUUUAAUCUAUGUCAGAAGCCCCCCAGAGUGGGGAUGCCUGUCCAAUACCAUGUUCUGAGCUGCAGAUGCUUUUCCCGUUUGCCAUGCACCAACCAUGUGCUUCGCUGUCUCCUUCCCCGCCGCCUUUGCCCUAAAUAUAUUAUUAUUAUUAUUAUUAUUAUUAUUAUUAUUAUUAUUAUUAUUAUUACAGGGCCUACCAGCUACACGGUGGGCACCAUGUCGGAGCGCUUUGACUGCCACUAUUGCCGGGACAACUUGCACGGGAAGAAGUAUGUGCAGAAGGAAGGCCGCCACUGCUGCAUCAAGUGCUUUGAGAAGUUCUGCGCAAACACCUGUGCUGAGUGCAAGAAGCCCAUCGGGGCCGAUUCCAAGGUGGUUAUUUUAACAGUUUGCUUGUUUACUGAAUGGAUAUUUCCAUCCCACGCUCCCUGCCCCAAGAAAUGUGGGGAUGUUCAGGGAGGCAGGAGAGGACCCAUUGUUUAAUAGAGGCAUAGGCAAACUUGGCCCUCCAGCUGUUUUGGGACUACAACUCCCAUGAUCCUUAGCUAGGACUCCCCUGUGUGAGUGCCUGAGGGCCCCACUCCUGCCACUCACCACCUGGCCCAGGGCAGGGCCUGACAGGCCUCAUAAGGACAGUUGCUGCUGCUGGCCAGGAAGACUCGGAGCAGUGCAGUGUUCUUUUUAAAAUGUUUUAAAAUUCUAUUAUUUCCCUUUUGAAUUUUUUUUUGUGGGGGGUGGGGGGGAUGGAUGUUUGGUUGGGUUUGGGAAUUUGUUUUGAUUUUGAUGUGUUUGUAAUUUUUACAGUUUUUUGUUUGUAUUGUUUUAUUGUGUUUUGUUUUAAAGGUUUUAUUUUGUACUUAAGGGCUGCCGGGGAGUGGGUCCCAGCCAACAGAUUGGCUGGGGCAGGUUCCACAGGGCGGGUAUGCACUGGGACAACCGAUCUCGGUGAUCACGGGUAGGAGGAGGAGUUAUGCUAAGACCAGACCAUGUCAUUACUGAGGAGGCAGGCUUAGUCAUUGUUUGAGGACUAUCCCUGCCUCCAGGUCUGGUCUUGUCCGGACAGAUACUGGAAUCAGCAAGGGAUACCCACAUGACCUGAAGGUGCUGCUGUGCAAUGCCAGGUCAAUGAUCCAUAAGACCACUGCCAUCCAUGACUUGAUCAUGGAUGGAGGACUUGACCUGGCCUGUGUAACAGAGACUUGGUUGGAUGAUGCAGAUGGGCCUGUCCUUGCUGCUGCUUGUCCACCAGGUUUCUCUUACACGCAGCAACCCGGGCCUUGUGGGCAGGGAGGGGGGGUUGCAGUGAUUUUUAGGAAGUCGCUAGUUUGCACCAGGCGUCCUAUUGGGAAGACCCAGUUCUCUGAGUGCAUGUUCUGGAAGUUGGGCAAUAGGGGCAGUACAGGAUUCCUUUUGGUGUACUGACCUCCCCGCUGCACCAAGGAUUCCCUGCCCAAGCUGCUUCAGGUCAUGGCGGAUGUUCUCCUGGAGACACCUGGUUUGGUUGACCUAGGGGAUUUUAACAUCCAUGCCAACAGGACCUUACAAGGGGCCGCUCGGGACUUCAUGGAAAGCAUGGCCUCCAUGGGGCUGUCCCUGAAUAAGUCUGGCCCAACCCAAGGACAUGCCUUGGUGUUCACCUCUAUGGAUGUUGGUGAUCUGACACUAAGUAAAAGUGAAACGAAAGAAGUGCUGUUGGAAUGAAAUCACGACAGACGAGUAGCAGGUGUCAUGUGAGAGGCAUCUCUGGAGCAAGCCCUGAGAAGACUCUUUUAUUGAAUAUUACAACAUUGCCACAGGUGCGCUAGUUGCUGAUUGGUUGAUACAAACACAAAGCAACUUGUUGCUGAUUGGUUAACACAAGUACAAGGCGAGGGUUACAUAUAGGCAUUAAUCACCAAUAGAUUAAAGGCUGGGAAAGGGAGCACAGAACUAGACAGGCAUGAAAACCUCCUAAUUAAAUGAUAACUAAUGAUUGAUAUAGCAUGACCAAAACAAUUACUAAUGAUUGAUCAUAACAUGAAAGAAUACAAUAAUCGUGUUCCGUAGAUGUGAUCAACUGUGCAUUAAGAACAGGUCAGAGUAUAAUGUUUUCAUGAACUUGGGAUGAACUGAACAGCCUAGGAGAAUGAGGGAAUGUCUAGGUAUUUAGAACGGGUUGUACAGUAUGUACAGAAACAGAGAAAAGCUUAUAAGCAGGAUUUCCCAUAAUGCCAGAGAAAAGAAGCAGGACUUCCCAUAAUGCCAGUUAUGUGCAGAAAGAGAACUUCCCUUCAUCUCCCCCUUUCUUUUCUUGUUUGCGAGGUGUUCUGGGUGAAUAAGACAAAAAUACUUCGGGAUACGUGGUAUGCCAGCGAAUGCCCAAAAUAAGUUCGCCAGGGUUGACGGGACAAAAAUAUUUCGGGAUACGUGGUCUGCCAGCGCAUGCCCAAAAUAAGUCUGCCCACAUCUCCCCUAAUGUUUACUCUUGGUGCUGCCAUUUCGCAAAGUAGGCAGCAAGGAGUUUAUUGGGUGGCUGAGGGGGAGAGACAAGCCAAGACAAUCAUAGAAUCAUAGAAUCAUAGAAUCAUAGAGUUGGAAGAGACCACAAGGGCCAUCGAGUCCAACCCCCUGCCAAGCAGGAAACACCAUCAGAGCACUCCUGACAUAUGGUUGUCAAGCCUCUGCUUAAAGACCUCCAAAGAAGGAGACUCCACCACACUCCUUGGCAGCAAAUUCCACUGUCGAACAGCUCUUACUGUCAGGAAGUUCUUCCUAAUGUUUAGGACAAAAGACUUAUGAGGCCAGGAAUGCAUUGGAGGAAACAACAUAGCAAAAUUAAUAUACAUAUAAUGACAAUGGCAUAUUGAAAGAGAUUAUGAAGCCAAGUCAGGUUUGGUAACCAAGCGGUAAGCCACUGGGUGAAAGAAUCCCAGAGGCCAGAAAAUCCAACGUCCUGUUUAAUGUGAUGUGUAAGAUUUUGUAAAUGAGAGAUUUGGCUUUGAAUGGCUUUAGAAUUAUCAGUAAUAUUGAAACAACACAUGUCAUUCACUUGUUCACAGCCAUAAUGAUGAAGCAUGAGCAAAUAAUCUAUAGCAGCGCGGUUCUGCAAAAGUCCAUGCUGGAGUUCACUUUGUUCUUUAUUCAAAAGGUGAAGAGCUUGAGAAGUAUAAUUCAGGGCUUUUGCUGCAGAACAAGCCAAAGAAUUAAUGUUCCUACUACUACGUACAGCCAAUCCAGGGACUCCUAAGAGAGAAACAGCUAAAGAGAUAUAUUCAGACCUACUGGGAAGAGAAAUUGAAUCGUCACAAUCGUUAGUUAAUUCAAUAGAGCGGCGAUAUCGAGAGCGGGUCAAAUGAUGCUUUUUGGGUAAUACAAUGGACAAAUGGCUUAAACAACAGGGUGUUCCAUGGCUGAUGUUUGCUGGAAUGUAAUUAAAUGUAUAGCCAGGACACAACCAGAACCAACCUGCAGGUAAUUCUGUAUACUUGUAUACAUAAGAAAUAUUUACAUAAUUAGAGCAGUGGAAAUUAUCCUUGCCCAUUUUCACACAGUUGGUUUUUGUGCAAUUCACCAUACGGGCGCAAGUGACAUUAAAAGAAGCCACGUAUGGGGUCAAUAAGUCAGUGGCCAGAGGUGGGCGUUGGCGCACUUGGUUACCCCAGACAUAGUAACCGGAAUAACCAAGGGUGCGGAGAGAAUCAUUUUUGGGUAGGGAUGAGAAAAACCAGGUAUCAUUUUGUAUAUCAAAAGGGUCAUGGCAAACAGGUAUAAGGCAGGAGCCAAGGAUUUCACCUAUAGAUACCUGUUGGGUUAGGCAAAAGGAAGAAAUAUUGAGGGUCUUUGCAAAAGAUUCCCACACAUUUGUUGGUGUGUGGUUAUCGCUAUUAGGAGCAGAAGCAGAGAGAGGCAAAAACAAAACGCUAAGAAUGAGCACUAUCAUGGAUAGUAAUACACAGAAGCAAAUUCUCAGGGGUUGCUUCAAGCUGCUUUUCCUUUCUAAGCUGUUCAGCCUGAAAUGAGAGUGAUUUUAUUUGGCCCCAUGUCACAGGUCCAUUACGAUUUCCCCGCUUACGAGUCCUGGGGGGGCUGGACGCCGCAUCCUGGGCGAUCUGUAGUUUGCGGUCGAACUGCGGUAUCGGAUCCGGUAGGGUCUGUCGCCACGCCAUGGUAUAGGCGGAUGCAGCGUGCGGGAACCCAGCGAGCACCCUGUGGAGUAAAAACUGCAGCGUAACCCUUUCCCCAGGUGAUCAGUUUUACAGAUUCACUCCAUUCGUUGGAGGGUAAUAUCUUAUAGCGGACCAGUGGGGCUGGGAGUAUCUCUGUUUGCUGAAAAUGCUUCUGGAGGUGAGUAUAAGAUUGAUGAUCCUGUAUGGAAACAUUCAAAUGAUUGAGAGUAAAGAGAACACUAGCCAACCAGCCUUCCUUUUCAGAGAGUGAGGCUGGGACUCCGGCCUUCUUUUCUUGUCGAAUCAAGGCAGUUUUUAAAGUGCGAUUGGCACGUUCAACAAUCGCUUGGCCUUGAGAAUUGUAGGGGAUGCCAAAUAAAUGGUGAAUAUUCUAUGUUUCACAGAACUGAGCAAAGGUUUUUGCACAGUACGCUGGGGCACUGUCAGUUUUCAAGGAAUGAGGCUUGCCCAUGACUGACAUGGUACGAACAAGAUGAUUGCAAACAUGCUUAACCUGUUCUCCCCUUUGAGGGGUGGCCCAAAUAAAGCCAGAGAACGUAUCAAUGCAAACAUGUAUGAACUUCCAAGGUGAAAAGGGGGCGAAGUGAGUUACAUCCAUUUGCCACAACUGGUUGGCUUCCAGCCCACGGGGAUUAACACCAGGGCUGGGGUGGCCAAUCUGAUUAGAGCAUUGAGGGCAUUGUUGGAUAAUUGCACGUGCUGCUUCCAACGGGAUUUGGAACUGGCGGCUAAGGGCUUUUGCAUUUUGAUGAUGGAAAGCAUGACUUUCAAUGGGGGAAACAGGCAAAGCCCUAAGCAAAGAAUCCGCUUUUGCAUUGCCAUCAGUAAUAAAGCCUGGGAAGGGUUGGUGAGAGCGAAUGUGCACCACAAAUAGUGGGUGGGAGUGAUUAGAAAGAAGCAAUUGUAAGGACAGGAAAAGGCUCAAUAAGUUAUCAUCCAAUAAAGGACUUACAUAACUGCCCUGUAAACGAGUUAUGACAUUUGCAACAUACUGUCCACUACCAAAUUAAAGGGCUGUGAGGAGAAGUGGUGCAGAGCUUUGACAGCAGCUGCUAACUCAGAACGCUGGGCAAACUUUUGUGGAAGAGUGUAGAGGCUGUGCCAUUCCUCAUUUUGUUGCCAAGCAACCACCCCCCUGGAGGGGGCUCCGUCAGUAAAACAGUAGGGGCAUCCAAAGGGACAGGAGAUAAUAUGGAAGAAAAGGACAGGGAAAUUUGUUUGCUCAUUUGCAGGUGAGGGUCGGCUGGGAUAUGGCAACCCACUUGGCCAACAAAAUCGGCUAAAGCGCACUGCAAAUCCAUGCAAGUGGAGAGAGCAGUUUCCCAUUGUUCUAAGGGCAUGGGCACAAUAAUUUGGCGGCAAUCAAUGCCAAAGAGGCUUUUGCAGCGACGGCGUCCCUUGCUGAUGAGCUGAGCAAGGAGAUCCAUUAAGGAGUCACCGUGUUCUUUGGCGUAUGAUGUAAAUACAGCCAUUCAAUUAUAUGAACUUUCGAUGGUCCUAACUGAAUAAUGGCCGCAAAAGGUUGGACAGAAUCUGUCAUUAUGACUACAUCGGGCAAAACAUUAAGAAUUGCUCGAUCAACCCAGUGGAGACGCAUGAUUUCCUUUAACUGGGCAACAGUCUUCUGUUGAGAGGAGGUCAAGGUGAUUUUCUCACCAGGAGAUUGAUGGCCUUUUAAGGCUGAAAAAAGCAGCCGUAAAACUUCAAGGGGGAUUUUAAAAUAGGGUCUUAUCCAGUUGAUAUUGCCCAGCAAUUGCUGCAGCUGGACAUAUUUCAUUGUUUUUGGAACAUGAAGUUCAGGGACUAUAGGAAUAGAAUAGCUAGCUAUCAUUUUGUGUCCCAAAUAAUGGAAGGGAGAGGAUUCCUGAACUUUUUCUGGGGCAAUUUUUAGACCAUAAAGUGACAAACAGGCUGUCAUAUCAUGCUUCCAUUGAGGGGGAAGGCGUGGCCCACUGAUAAGCACGUCAUCCAUAUAAUGAUAAAUUGAGAGGUGUGGAUACUGCAAACGAAAAGGCUGAAGGGCUUGAUUCACAUAAUAUUGGCUCCCCGUCGGGGAAUCGAACCCCGGUCUCCCGCGUGACAGGCGGGGAUACUUACCACUAUACUAACAAAAGGUUGUAAUAUUCAAUAAAAGCUUCUUCUCGGGGUUUUGCUUGAGAGAUGCCUCUUACAUGACACCUGCUACUCGUCUGUCGUGAUUUCAUUCCAACAUCUGGUGACCCCGACGUGAUUUGCCAGAUCCCUUACGCAGCCAGCCCUCAUACUUCACUCGACUGGAAAAGUCUCGGCGCGCUAUUUCCUGUUAGCUGUAGUCCAGAGGAUUGGUGAAAAGAAACUUCUUCGUAAGUAUAAAAUCAAUGGUAUAGUUCUGGAAGGCUUGAUUGACACGGGCGCAGAUGUUUCUGUAAUUUCCAGUAGUUGCUGGGACCCCACGUGGCCCCUUGAGUCUGCCUCUGCUGUCUGGGGUGUGGGUGGCCCCCAAACCUCUUCUAAAAGCGUACAGUGGCUGCCUGUUUCUCUGCCUGAUAGCUCUGAAACCAUUGCUUACAUCCAGCCCUGUGUGCUGAAAAUCCACCUCAAUCUGUGGGGCAGAGACUUACUACAACAAUUACAAGCUACCAUUCAAUUUAAUGAGUAAGCUUGCACUCCCCCUCAACUGUAAAUUCUUUGCUUUUACUGUUCCUGUGUUAAAUAACAGUCAGCCCACGGAACGGUAUCAAUGGAAAGUCCUACCGCAAGGAAUGCUGAAUUCCCCUACCAUGUGCCAAUACAUCAGCCAUGGAACACCCUGUUGCUUAAGCCGUUUGUCCAUCAUUUUACCCAAAAAGCAUUAUUUGACCCGCUUUCGAUAUCGCCGCUCUGUUGAAUUGACUAACGAUUGUGACGAUUCAAUUUCUCUUCCCAGUAGGUCUGAAUAUAUCUCUUUAGCUGUUUCUCUCUUAGGAGUCCCUGGAUUGGCUGUACGCAAUAGUAGGAACAUUAACUCUUUAGCUUGUUCUGCAGCAAAAGCCCUGAAUUAUACUUCUCAAGCUCUUCACCUUUUGAAUAAAGAACAAAGUGAACUCCAGCAUGGACUUUUGCAGAACCGCGCUGCUAUAGAUUAUUUGCUGAUGCUUCAUCAUUAUGGUUGUGAACAAGUGGCUGACGUGUUGUUUCAAUAUUACUGAUAAUUCUAAAGCCAUUCAAAGCCAAAUCUCUCAUUUGCAAGAUCUUACACACCACAUUAAACAGGACAUUGGAUUUUCUGGCCUCUGGGAUUCUUUCACCCAGUGGCUUACCGCUUGGUUACCAAACCUGACUUGGCUUUGUAAUCUCUUUCAAUAUGCCAUUGUCAUAAUAUGUAUAUUAAUUUUGCUAUGUUGCUUCCUCCAGUGCAUUCCUGGACUCAUAAGUCUUUUGUCUCGGCUUCUCUCUCCCCCUCAGCCACCCAAUAAACUCAUUGCUGCCUACUUUGCAAAAUGGCAGCACCAACAAACAUUAGGGGAGAUGUGGGCAGACUUAUUUCGGGCAUGCGCUGGCAUACCACGUAUCCCGAAGUAUUUUUGUCCCGUCAACCCUGGCGAACUUAUUUCGGGCAUGCACUGGCAUACAACGUAUCCCAAAAUAUUUUUGUCUUAUUCACCCAGAAAUCAUACAGUAACCCCUCGCAAAUAAGAAAAGAAAGGGGGAGAUGCUGGGAAGUUUUUGCCUCUGCACAUGAGUCUGAGAAUGUUCUGAUCAGUUCCCAUUGAGUUCAUGAAACAGUGUACCUUGACCUGUUCUUAACGCAUUGUUGACCACAUCUACGGACUGCGAUUGUUAUGUUCUUUCAAGUCAUGCAAUAUCAAUCAUUAGUAACCAUGUCUUCCCUUUCCCAACCUUCAUGAUUAAUGCCCUUACAUUGUAUUCCUGUUAACCAAUCAGCAACGAGCGCACCUGUGGCAAUGUUGUAAUAUUCAAUAAAAGCUUCUUCUCGGGGUUUUGCUCGAGAGAUGCCUCUCACAUGACACCUGCUACUCGUCUGUCGUGAUUUCAUUCCAACAUCGUGCCAUGGUCAGAUGACUUCCUGGUGCAACUGGACUUCUCCGCGACCCUUCCCCUCUGCAAGGAGGUAGGACCGAUUCGGAUGGUCCGCCCCCACCACUUAAUGGAUCCAAAUAGUUUCCAGAGAGUGGUAGGGGAUGUUUUAUCCCAUGUUGAUGGCCUUUCAGCUGAUUCCCUGGUGGCCCACUGGAAUGCGGAGUUAACCAGGGCUAUUGACUAUUUGGCUCCAAAGUGCCCUUUCUGAUUGCAUGGAGCCUGGAUAGCCCCGUGGUUUUCCACGGACCUGAGGGCAAUGAAACAAUCACUGAGACGGCUAGAGCGCCGGCGGCGGAUAACUCAUUCUGAAUCUGACCAGACACGGGUUAAAGCUCAAUGUCGAGCCUACCAAGUGGCGAUAGCGACGGCGAAGAAGACUUUCUUCACCGCCUCUAUUGCAUCUGCAGAAAACAGCAGCAGGAGACUUUUUCAGGUGGUUCGCAAUUUAGUGGAACCACCUGCUACAUCGGGGCCCAGUAUGGGCCACAUGAUCUCCUGUAAUGAUUUUGCAAAGUUUUUUGCAGAUAAAGUAGCUCAGAUUCGGGAAGAGGUAGACUCCACUGUGGGAGCAGGGCCGGGGCGGGAGAGUGCUAGAGUCCUGUCUAGUCAAGCUGCGUGGGAUCAAUUCCAAUCUGUUACUUCCAAGGAUGUGGACAGGCUGCUUGGAUGAGUGAAACCAACCACCUGUCUCCUUAAUCCUUGCCCAUCCUGGCUUAUAAAAGCUAGCCAGGAAGGGCUGGGAGACGGGCUUCGCAGGGUGGUGAAUGCUUCUCUCUGUGAAGGAGCCUUCCCAGACCCACUGAAAGAGGCGGUUAUCAAACUGCUUCUUAAAAAACCAUCUUUAGAUGCGGCCAAUAUGGCCAACUAUCGCCCAGUUUCAAAUCGUCCAUUCUUGGGCAAGGUGAUUGAACUCCAGGCACGCCUUGAAGAAGCGGACCAUUUGGAUCCCUUCCAAUUGGGAUUCAGGCCUCAUCAUGGGACUGAAACUGCCUUGGUCGCGCUGGUUGAUGAUCUCUGGAGGGCUAGGAACAAAGGUGAGAGCUGUUUCCUAGUUCUGCUGGAUCUCUCAGCGGCUUUUGACACCAUUGACCAUAACAUCCUCCUGGACCGUAUAGAGGGGCUGGGAGCUGGGGGCACUGUUAUACAGUGGUUACGCUCCUUUCUCCUGGACCGUGUCCAGAAAGUGGGGGGGGGAUGAGUGUUCAGACCCUUGGGCUCUCACUUGUGGGAUGCCUCAGGGUUCUGUCCUCUCCCCCAUGCUUUUCAAUAUCUACAUGCAGCCGCUGGGAGAGAUCAUCAGGGGGUUUGGGCUGGGUGUUCAUCAGUAUGCGGAUGAUACCCAGCUCUACCUCUCUUUCAAAUCGGAACCAGUGAAGGCGGUGAAGGUCCUGUGUGAGUGUCUGGAGGCGGUUGGAGGAUGGAUGGCGGCUAACAGAUUGAGGUUGAAUCCUGACAAGACAGAAGUACUGUUUUUGGGGGACAGGAGAUGGGCGGGUGUGGAGGACUCCCUGGUUCUGAAUGGGGUAACUGUCCAGAGUGGUGCAUGCUCUGGUUAUCUCUCGCUUGGACUACUGCAAUGCGCUCUAUGUGGGGCUACCUUUGAAGGUGACCCGGAAACUACAACUAAUCCAGAAUGCGGCAGCUAGACUGGUGACUGGGAGCGGCCGCCGAGACCAUAUAACACCGGUCUUGAAAGACUUACACUGGCUCCCAGUAUGUUUCCAAGCACAAUUCAAAGUGUUGGUGCUGACCUUUAAAGCCCUAAACGGCCUCAGUCCAGUAUACCUGAAGGAGUGUCUCCACCUCCAUUGUUCUCCCCGGACACUGAGAUCCAGCGCCGAAGGCCUUCUGGCAGUUCCCUCCUUGUGAGAAGUGAGGUUACAGGGAACCAGACAGAGGGCCUUCUCGGUAGUGGCACCCGCCCUGUGGAACGCCCUCCUAUCUGAUGUCAAGGAAAUAACUAUCUCACUUUUAAAGGACAUCUGAAGGCAGCCCUGUUUAGGGAAGCUGUUAAUGUUUAAUAGGUUAUUGUAUUUUAGUGUUUUGUUGGAAGCCUCCCAGAGUGGCUGGGGAAGCCCAGCCAGAUGGGCGGGGUAUAAAUAAUAACAAUAAUAAUAUAUAUUAUUAUUAUUAUUAUUGUUAUUAUUAUUAUUACUACUACUACUACUAGCAGGAGCAGUGGUCAGGGAUGAUGGGAAUUUUAGUCCCAAAACAGCACACAUGAAAAACUUUAACCAAAUCCUUAUUUCCUGAUGAAUAGCCUUUGGAUUCUGGACACAUGGUCAGCAGACCCUGGGCACCUUCCACUGGACAUUCAAUAGAAUGGCUUUCGCCCCACCAUCAAGCUAACAAGGAACCAAUCUAUGCAAUAAAUGCAUUGUCUGGACACUACUAUAAAAAGACAGGAUGGGCUCAUAGACACCACCUGAGGCCGGAAACCAAACAACUGGCAAACAUAUCUAACAUGCUUCUGGCCACCACCCCAAACAUACCAAACAAUCCAUUGUGUAUAGCCAGGCUCUGUUCCAACUCUACAGACAGGGAUGCUCCCCUAAGAGAUCUGCAGCAAACCUUUUUGGAACUAAAAUAUCCGCCUGAUGGAAAAAAUAAAAAAUAAAAAAGGUAUCUGAAGAGGUGUGCCUGCACACGAAAGCUUCUACCCAGGACAAACUGAGUUGGAAAUGAAACUAACACCAACUGGCUCCUUUAGAUGGAGGAUGAAUGACACCUUAUUUAGAGAUGAAGAAGUGCUUAAGAAGGCCCAAAAAACCUUGAGAGACUAUUUUGAGAUAAAUAUGAGCACCAAUGUGGAAAAAAGAGUAAUCUGGGACGCAAGUAAAGUGGUUAUGAGAGGGUUCUUGAUACAACAGAAUGCAUUAAAGAAGAGAAUUCAAAAUGAGAAGAAGGACAAAAUAUUGGAGAAAAUAAAGGAAAGUGAAAAAAGAUUGAGAACAAAACCAAAGUCCCAAGAGAUUCUGAGAGAACUAAAGUUACAUCAAGUGCAAUUCAUGAAAAUGACAAAUCAGGAGAUAGAAUGGAAAAUUAAACAAAUGAGACAAAAGACAUUCGAGUCGGCUAAUAAAUGUGGGAAACUGUUGGCUUGGCAAAUGAAAAAAAGACAAAAAUUAAAUACAGUUACAAAUUUAGAAGUGGAAGGAAGGAAUAUACAGAACCCAGCUGAGAUUAGAAAUUGUUUCCAGAGGUACUUUAAACAACUAUACACACAAGGGCCAUUGAAAGAAACUGAUGUAGAUAGAUUUUUGAAAACAAAUGGAUUACAAAAAAUCUCUCAAGAAAAUAAAUUAAUGUUGAACUACAAAAUAACUGAACAGGAGAUAGAAGGUGCCAUUCAAAACAUGCAAUUGGGUAAAUCUCCAGGACCGGAUGGACUGUCUUCUAGAUAUUACAGAUCCUUGAAAGAAUGGCUAGUACAACCUUUGAAAGAGGUUUGUAAUGAAAUAAUGGAGGGGAAAAGGGCACCAGAGUCGUGGAAAGAAGCUUAUAUUACACUUGUACCGAAAACAGAGACUGAAAAGACGCAGCUUAAGAACUACCGCCCCAUAUCAUUACUUAAUGUGGAUUACAAAAUUUUUGCAGACAUUUUGGCUAAGAGACUGAAAAGUGUUGUUGGAAGAGAUUCAUAAAGACCAAGCGGGCUUUCUCCCAGGUAGACAUUUGUCUGAUAACAUGAGGAACAUAAUUGACAUUUUGGAGAAACUAGAAGUGAAUAUAAACACUAAAGCAGUUUUGAUAUUUGUGGACGUGGAGAAAGCCUUUGACAAUAUUUCUUGGAGUUUUAUGAAGAAGAACCUACAGGGUAUGGGGGUAGGCCAAGGUUUUGAAAACGGUAUAAGUGCAAUCUAUUCAGAACAAAAAGCUAAAUUAAUUGUAAAUAAUGUGGUGACGGAAGAAUUUAAGAUUGAAAAAAGGACACGACAAGGUUGCCCAAUCUCCCCACUGCUUUUUAUUUCGGUCCUGGAGGUUUUGCUGAACAUGAUUAGAAGGGAUCAGUUGGUUAAAGGUAUACAGGUUGGAGCCAAACAGUACAAAUUGAGAGCAUUUGCAGAUGACUUAGUAUUGACGUUACAGGAGCCAGAAUCUAGUACCAAAAGGGUUUUAGAAUUGAUUCAAGAAUUUGGUCAAGUUGCAGGAUUUAAAUUGAAUAAGGUAAAAACUAAGGUUUUAGAGAAAAAUCUAACACCAAUAGAGAGAGAGAGGUUUCAGAAUGAGGCAGGUUUAACAGUGGUUAAGAAAGUUAAAUAUUUGGGGAUUAACUUGACAGCAAAAAUGGGAACUUAUUUAAAGAUAACUAUGAAAGAUGUUGGGCUGAAGUGAAAAAAGACUUAGAAAUUUGGUCAAACUUGAAGGUUUCACUGCUGGGUCGUAUUGCUGCCGUAAAUAAGAAUGGAUUGCCUAGAAUGUUGUUUUUGUUUCAAACAUUGCAAAUUGUGGACAAAAUGGACUGUUUCAAGAGGUGGCAGAGAGAUAUUUCUAGAUUUGUCUGGCAGGGCAAGAAGCCCAGAAUUAAAUUUAAAAUACUAACAGAUGCAAAGGAUAGAGGUGGAUUUGCCCUGCCAGACCUUAAACUUUACUAUGAAUCAGCAGCUUUCUGCUGGUUGAAAGAAUGGCUGCUUCUUGAAAACACUGACAUUUUGGAUUUAGAAGGUUUUAACAACGUAUUUGGAUGGCAUGCAUAUCUGUGGUAUGACAAGGUCAAAGCACAUAAAGCAUUUAAAAACCAUAUUGUCAGGAAAGCACUGUUUAAUGUUUGGAUAAGAUACAAGGAUUUAUUGGAAAACAAAACUCCAAGGUGGCUGUCACCAAUGGAAGCGAAAGCCUUGAAAAAGCUCAAUAUGGAGGUCAAAUGGCCAAAAUAUUGGGAAAUUUUGGAACAAGAUGGGGACAGAUUGAAAUUGCAGAGUUUUGAAAAACUAAAAACAAAGUGCGAGACUGGCUUCAUUAUUAUCAGAUAAUGGAGGCAUACAAUUUGGAUAAGAAAAUUGGCUUCCAGGUGGAAAAAUCAAAAUUAGAAACAGAACUGUUAGAACCCAAAACUAAGAAUUUGUCAAGAAUGUAUAACUUGCUGCUGAAAUGGAAUACUCAGGAUGAAACGGUGAAAUCUGCUAUGAUUAAAUGGGCACAAGAUGUUGGACAUAACAUCAUGUUCGCUGACUGGGAACAGUUAUGGACCACAGGUAUGAAGUUUACGGCAUGUAAUGCCCUAAGAGAGAAUAUUAUGAAAAUGAUAUACAGGUGGUACAUAACCCCAGUUAAGCUUGCAAAAAUCUACCAUUUGCCUGAUAAUAAAUGUUGGAAAUGUAAAGAAACUGAAGGUACAUUUUUUCACCUUUGGUGGACAUGCCCAAAGAUUAAGGCUUUCUGGGAGAUGAUAUAUAAUGAAUUUAAAAAGGUAUUUAAAUAUACCUUCUUGAAGAAACCAGAGGCCUUUCUCCUGGGCAUAGUCGGCCAAUCGGUGUUAAAAAAGGAUGGAACUUUCUUUAUGUAUGCUACAACAGCAGCAGGAAUACUCAUCGCAAAGUACUGGAAGACACAAGAGCUACCCACACUGGAGGAAUGGCAGAUGAAAAUGAUGGACUACAUGGAAUUGGCGGAAAUGACUGGCAGAAUCCGUGACCAGGGAGAAGAGUCGGUGGAAGAAGAUUGGAAGAAAUUCAAAGAUUAUUUACAGAAAUAUUGCAAAAUUAAUGAAUGUUAGAGUGAUGUUGGAUUGAAGUUAAGUGGCUUCUAGCUGUACAGGCUUUAAAGUUAUAAAUAUAUCAAGAUUAAGGAUUAGGAUUAAAAAGGUUAAAAGAAUGGAAAAAUUGGUUUUUAAUAGGUAAAAAUUUAAUGUUAUAAUAUAUUAAGAUUAAGGAUUGGGAUUAAAAAGGAGGGAAAGAAAUUGCUGGACUAACAAACUGAAUUGGAAUACAAAAGAGGGAGGUAUGAGGAGGUCCGGGAAACAAGUAAAUGUAAAAGAAGUGAUGAAAAGACGGAAUUGUUUUUAACUGUUUUUUCUUUUUUCUUUUUGUAUUUUGCAUUGUGUAUUUUUUUUUAUUCUUAAAUUCUUCUUUUUUAUUAAUGUGAUUCUUUUCUUGUGAAACUUUAAUAAAUAUCAUUUAAAAAAACAAAAAACAAACUGAGUUGGCCUCUAAGGUGCUAAUUUUCUAAUUUAUUUUGACUAUGCCAGAAAUAAAUAUAUAUUUUUACAUAUUUAUUUUUUCAUUAUGAAUUAUGAUUAUGAUUAUCUUUUAUAUAUUUCUUCCUAACUUGCGCUAGCAAGUCCCUUUGCCAAGCCGAGUGCAUCCCCCUUUUGAAUGCAUAGCGGUUGGCUCAAGACUAGCUUCUCACUCGCCAUCUACCGGUAGAUCCCCGGCCGAUCCUGGUAGAUCGCCGGAUUCUUAUCGUGUACAAAAAGUUACGGGGGGGAGCUUAAAAAAUCUCUGUGCAAACCCCCCCCCCCCCGCAAAAAAGCUCAACAACUUUGGGCAAUAUACCCACCCCACGCACGCUCCCCCUCCCUCCAAUGACAACGGGUAGAUCACUGCCAGUUUUUUUAUACUGGGAGUAGAUCACAGUCUCUUGGGAGUUGGGACAUGCUUGAAUAUGACACGGCCUCCUCGUGACUGUUAUAACACCCCCCCCCCACCCCCAUAAAGAGAGAUGGAAAAAAUUGGACCGGGAACUGCCAGAUAAGAACCAAUAGAUGGCAGCAUUGGAAAGCCUUGCUAAAAAAAACACAUGAACAUGCAAAACUUACCUGGCUGGUUUCUCUAGUUACACACUCUUGCCUUUAAAAGGGAAACAGUGAAAAUCAUCAAGUAGAGGAGGGGAAACGUGCAGAGAAAUUGGAACAGAAGCUCAAUAAGCUAAGGCUGUCAGAUAGAUAGAUAGAUAGAUAGAUAGAUAGAUAGAUAGAUAGAUAGAUAGACAGAUAGAUGGUUGAUAGAUUAAAUAGAUAGAUGAUAGAUAGAUAGAUAGAUAGAUAGAUAGAUCAGGACCAGGGAGUCCCCCCACCUGUCCCCCUCACAACAGGACUUCGGUGUUGUCAGGAUUCAGCCUCAAUUCUGCUGCCUCCCCCUCCUCUCCCUCCAGGAGCUCCAUUUCAAGAAUCGCUACUGGCACGAGAACUGCUUCCGCUGCUUCAAGUGCUCCACGUCUCUGGUCAACGAGCCCUUCAUGCUGAAGGAGCACAACAAAGUGUGGUGCAACAAGUGCACCAUGGAUCAGGCCCCCCACUGCAAGGGCUGCCAGAAGCCCAUCGUGGCAGGUAGGACUCCCCUCAGCUGCCUUGCACCCCUUUGCUUCUUGCCCCACUCGACUAUGGAGCCUUGUCAUGGGGCAGCCAGCUGGGUUAUGGAACAUUUCUUUUACCAAAAUACUUACGUAACACGAAUUCAUUUUUAAUGUUGCGCACAAAACCAGAGCUGUCUUGUGCAUACACGUUGCCAGGGUGCAAAGACCUGUCCAGCGCAAUAAUAAUAAUAAUAAUAAUAAUAAUAAUAAUAAUAAUAAUUUAUUAUUUAUACCCCACCCAUCUGGCUGAGUUUCCCCAGCCACUCCGGGCGGCUCCCAAUUGAGUGUUAAAAACAAUACAGCAUUAAAUAUUAAAAACUUCUCUAAACAGGGCUGCCUUCAGAUGUCUUCUAAAAGUCAGAUAGCUGAUUAUUGCCUUGACAUCUGCUGGGAGGGUGUUCCACAGGGUGGGCACCACCACCAAGGCGGCCCUCUGCCUGGAUCCUUGUAACCUCACUUCUCGCAGGGAGGGAACCGCCAAAAGGAUCUUGGGAGAGGGACCCCAGUGUCCGGGGUGGAGGUGCUCCUUCAGGGAUACUGGGCCGAGGCCGUUUAGGGCUUUCAAGGUCAGCAUCUACCCUUUGAAUUGUGCCUGGAAAUGUCCCAGGAGGAAUGUAGGUCUUUCAGGACUGGAGUUAUGUGGUCUUGGCAGCCACUCCCAGUCCCCAGUCUGGCUGCCGCAUUUUGGAUUAGUUGUAGUCACCUUCAAAGGUAGCCCCAUGUAGAGCGCAUUGCAGUCGUCCAAGCGGGAGAUAACUAGAGCAUGCACCACUCUUGCAAGACAGUCUGUGGGCAGGGAGGGUCUCAGCCUGCGUACCAGAUGGAGCUGAUAAACAGCUGCCCUGGACACAGAAUUAACCUGCGCCUCCAUGGACAGCUGUGACUUCAAAAUGACUUCCAGGCUGCGCACCUGGUCCUUCAGGGGCACAGUUACCCCAAUCAGGACCAGGGAGUCCCCCACACCCACCCGCCCCCUGUCCCCCAAAAACAGUACUUCUGUCUUGUCAGGAUUCAACCUCAAUCUGUUAGCCACCAUCCAUCCUCCAACUUCCUCCAGACACUCACACAGGACCUUCACUGCCUUCACUGGUUCAUAUUUGAAAGAGAGGUUGUAUCUCUGCAUACUGAUGAACACCCAGCCCAAAUCCCCUGAUGAUCUCUCCCAGCGGCUGCAUGUAGAUAUUGAAAAGCAUGUGGGAGAGGACGGAACCCUGAGGCACCCCACAAGUGAGAGCCCAGGGGUCUGAACACUCAUCCACCACCACGUUCUGGACAAAAUAUACUUUAGCCCUUCACAUAUGCGCCGCCCGGGUGCAAAGACCAGCCCAGUGCCCCCCAAAUUUAGUUAAUUUUGCACGCAUGGCACCACAGAGAAUGACAAGUGCCGCUGUUGAGUUGGACAGGCGCCGAUAUUGUGAAUGAGAAGUGCUGCUGCGGGCGCACCACAUCUUUGGUAAAUGAGCUCACAAAUUUGAAAGUCCUCGAGUGAAACAGUGGGUCUACAUUUUGGGAAUACCUAGGUAUAGAUGUCUAUUUUUUCCUAGCUCUGGCAUAGGCAAGCUCAGCCCACCAGAUGUUUGGGGAGUACAACUCCCAUCCUCCCUGACUACUGGUCCUGUUAGCUAGGGAUGAUGGGAGUUGUAGUCCCAAAACAUCUGGAGGGCUGAGUUUGCCAAUGCCUGUACUAGCUUGAUCAAAAUCACCACAUUUCCCCGUGUAUAAGACUAGGUCCCCCCCCCCUUAAAAAUAAUGUCAAAAAUUAGAUGGCGUCUUAUACUAGGAUCCAUCUACCCCACCCCACCCCAUUUUCUUCAAUCUGAGUCCCCCCCAAAUAGGGGACAUCUUAUGCAUGGGGCCGUCUUAUAGAUGGGGAAAUAUGGUAUUUAUUCUUUCAUAACAGGUAGAGGCAGCUCUUAACAAAUCCAAACUGCAAGAACCAUAUAAAUAAUCAAAACCAUUAGUCAGGUAGCUAUUGUGGAAAUAGGUAUUCUUCAUUGUCUGUUGGAAUAGAGUUUUCAGCCAGUAUUUAAAAGUGGAAACAGAGGGUUCCCACUGAAUCUCUGGUAGCAGAAUAUUCUGCAAUAAUGGUUUGGUUUCCUUUUCAUUGUCAAACAAACAUUCAGGCAUCAUUGCUUGUUGAAAGUGGAGUUGCAAACUGUUUCCCGGUUUUCUGGUUGACAUGGGAUUUUUGACCUGGAAGAGCACGCAUGCUUUUUGCCAGCCCCACCCCACUAUAAUCCAUGUACUAUAGUCCAAGAGAUUCAUUAUUCCUAUUUUUUAUUUUCAUCUUUAUUUCAUUUCAUCGUAUUGCAGAAUCUAGUGUCAAUUAUGACAUUGAUAAAAAUCCCCGUUUCCUCUCUCAUUCUGUUUCUGUGACUUCCCUCUGCCACAUGGCAGCCUUUCAUACAUUUUGAACUUGUCAUUGUGUGUGUGUGUGUGUGUGUCAUAAUAAAUAACAAGAUGAAAAAAUAUUUAAUAAUUCCAGUGGCACCUUAAAGAUCAACUAAAUAUAAGCUUUCAAGGUAUGAGGUUUUGUGUGUAAUACGCACUCCGUCUGAUACUCUGACAACACAACAUCCUUUAAUACAUUUUGAACUUGUUAUUGUGUGUGUAUCUGAAGAAGUGUGCAUACAUGCAAAAGCUUAUACCAAAAACUACUCAGUUGGCCUCUAAGGUGCUGCUUUUUAUUCUUUUGGAAGAAUUCUUUGAAAGACUUUCUUAGAUCGUAUCACUUUUUGGAAGACUUGAUUCUUUUAAGGAAGUUUUUAGAUUUUUAAGAAAAGUCUUUUGAACUAUCUUUUUAAAGAAUGGUUUUGGUAUAUUUUGAUGAUGGCAGACCAACAUGCCUACCUACUUGAAUCUGUUAGAAAUAUGGGCAGUUCAUAAAAAACCUUUUUCUUAAAAUGCCUUUUCCAAAGGUCUUAUCUUACUACACUAGGGGUUAUAUAGUUAUCUCUGAAAUUUCAUGCAUAUCAGUUAAUAUCUUGACCCUGCUCUGCUGAAUUGACAUUUCAGCCUUCACAACAUAGGAAAAUGGCCAAGUAAACAGCUAUUUUCAUGGAGGAGGGUCAAGAUAUUAACUGAUAUGCAUGAAAUUUCAGCUAUAGCUAUAUAAUCCCUAGUGUAGUAAGAUAGGAGCUUGGGAGCAAGCAUUUUCAAAAUAGAGUUUUUUUAUAAACCGUCCUACUGAACACCCAAUGCUUUUCAGUGGAGCAGGGUCAAGAUAUUAACUGAUAUGCAUAAAAUUUCAGAUAUAUCUAUAUAAUUCCUAGUGUAGUAAGACCAGACUUUUUUAUGAAUCACCCUAAUAUCUAUUAGUUACUUUGGCCCCCAGGACAAUCUGACAAUAAUUUUCCCACUCCUUUACGAAGUUAGCCCACGCAUAUCAAUCCAUUUGUUUUGGAUCAAUGUUUGGUCAUUCUUCCAAACUAGUUCCGUUCCUUCUGACGUUUCGGUUCCAAUGGAAAUCUCAUGGUUGCGGUCAUUUUAGCCAACUCUAUGAAUUCACAUAAUUUGUUUAGCCAACUUGAUGAGUUCACACAAUUUGUUUAACCAAUCUUCUACUGAGGGGAUGUUGUCCCCUUUCCAAUUUUAGAGUCCAAGAGAUUUAGACCACUGUGUUUCAUCACUGCGAGAGGUGAGGUUACAGGGAACCAGGCAGAGAGCCUUCUUGGUGGUGGCGCCCACCCUUCAGAUGUCAAGGAAAUAAUCAACUAUCCUACUUUUAAAAGACAUCUGAAGGCUGUUGAGGGAAAAUUUUUAAUGUUUGAUGCUGUAUUGCAGGGACGUCCAACUCUCAAGAGAUUGCGAUCUACUCCCAGUAUAAAAAAAACUGGCAGUGAUUACCCUCUUUUUUUGGGGGGGGGGUUCAGUUUAAAGUUGUUCCUAUCCCUAACCCCUAUCCCUAACUCCUAUUUCUAGCCCCUAUCCUUAACCCCUGUUCCUAUUCCUAUCCCUAAUCUUGCAUUUUUAAUAAUUGAUUGGGAGCCACCCAGAGUGGCUGGGGAAACCCAUCCGGAUGGGUGGGCUAUAAGUAAUAAAUAAUAAUAAUAAUAAUAAUUAUUAUUAUUAUUAUUAUUAUAGCUUUCAGCUUGCCAUUCGUGAAUCACAAUUUUCUCAGUGCCACAAAUUGCAUCAAUCUGGCAGUGAGCACCAUCUCUUUCCCUCCCUCUUUGCAGGCGACCAGAAUGUGGAAUACAAGAAGACUGUCUGGCACAAGGAGUGCUUCACCUGCAGCCAGUGCAAGCAGGUGAUUGGCACCGCCAGCUUCUUCCCCAAGGAUGACGAGAUUUAUUGCACCUCCUGCCAUGAGCAGAAAUUUGCCAAGACCUGUGUGAAGUGCAAGCAGGUAAGUUGUGCCGACCCACCCUCCCCCAGCUUACCUGGAUCCCAUUUGGAUCCUGGCUUUCCCCCAAAGGGCUCGGAGCUGCGCUCAUUAUCAGAGUUUCCUCCGCCAGUUCGGAAGGUGCGCCAAAAGGCACUUAUGCUGACCAAUGCACCCACUCUUCUUUCACCACAGCCUCUCUUGGUACAGUUCUUAACGGAGGACAUAUGGUGGAGAUAAGGUCAGGGUCAAGGGACUCCUGGAAAGUUCAGUCCAGUCCAAGGCGGCGAUGGGGUUGCAGCACUCAUAGGGGUUAAAGAUAGGGAUAGGGAUAGCAGGCAUGUCCAACAGGUAAAUCAUGAUCUACCAGUAGAUCACUGGACAUCUGUGGUAGAUCACUGGCUCUCCCUAAAGAAGCUCAACAAGGUCAACAUCUUUGCCCUGCACCCCCAAAAAGGGGUAGAUCACUGCCAGUUUUUAACUGUGAGUGGGUUGCAGUCUCUUGGGAGUUGGCCACCCUAGGUAUAGGGGUUAGGGAUGUCCAAAGUCCGUUUUGGGGGCCUAAUCUGGCCCACCAGUGGAUUUAAUCUGGCCCCCGUGGCAGUAUAGGUCCUGGGGUAAAAUCCUAAAAAAAGCUCAGCAACUUCAAUGCUAAAAAAAGCUUAACAACUCUGGUUGGCCCUCUGGCCCUUUUGAUUUAAAUCACUCAUCAUUAAGGCUUGAUUAAAAACCUUUUUUUCAGAAAGGUUAAACCUUGCUGGCAUCCUCCUAAUAUUGACAACCAGAGGAAGGUUUCAUUUUUGGAAUCAUAAAUUCUCAGAGGAAUUUUUACAGUUAAAUAAAAUAUGACUGAUUUGGUUCUACUAUGAGAAAUACAUUGACAGAUAAAGAUGAAAUUAUAGUGAGGUUUCAUAAGUUAACUGAUUCUAUUUGGACAACUUUUCUGCUGUAUUUGAUUGGAAGGAGAAAAAACAUUUCCUUCAUAACAAUUUAAACCAUUUAUUUCACUAAAACAGUAACGUGCUAGCAUAUGGCUCCACGUUUGUUAACUGAGGUGCUUAAACUUUUUUUCUUUUUUAAACCCAACAGACUGAGUUUUAGCACUUAAAAACAAAUCCUUAUUUCCUGACGAAUAGCCUUUGGACUAUAAUGUAAUUUCAAUAGAAGACCUUUAGAAAGAUUUUUCUUCCCAAAGCAUUUCAUUUUUAAAAUCCUGAUUUGAAUAAUAAUAAAAAUCCCAUUUAAAUCAAAAUUAAGAGUUUGUGGGUUUUUUAAAGUCAUAAUUGAAAAAAUCAGAAGAAUAAUUCAUAAAGAAAACAGUUUAUAAGAAGUAAACAAGGAGGCCAUGUACAGGAUAAAGGAAGUCUUUUAUUCUGACGUUUUAUGUUAUGUUUAUUUUAUGUUAUGUUCAUGUCUAAUGGUGGUGGAUUUGUUGAUUUGAGUUGUGGUGGAUUUAUGUUGUACAAUGUACAGUGGUACCUUGGUUUACAACCAUAAUCCGUUCCAGAGGUCCAUCUGUAAACCAAAACAGUUUGGAACUUGAGGCACGCUUUUGCCAAUGGUGCCUCCCCCCCAAAAUUGUUUGUUAUCCCCCCCAAAAAAGGGGGGGGAAGGGCUGUAAUCCAAAAAAAGGUUGCAAUCCAGGAUAAGCACUUCCAGGUUUGAUAUGUUUGUAAUCCAGAACGUCUGCAAACCAAGACGUCUGCAAACCAAGGUACCACCGUAAAUAAAAUUUAAAUUAAAUGAAAAUUUUUAAUACAAAUGGUCGUCAGAUUAAUUCAAAUGAAACCCCCCCCAUCCAAAUAUUUUUUUUUAUUAUAAAAAAAUCAUUAAAAAAAUCAUUGUCCACCCACAGAAGAAAGCUUCCACAGGUGACACAGGGUUCGGGGUGGCUGGGACGAAUGGUUCCCCAGGAGUCGAAGCAGCGCUUGACCUUUGACUUCCUUCCCCACGCCAGGCCAUCACCUGCGGAGGGGUCGCCUACCAGGAGCAACCGUACCACUCCGAGUGCUUUGUGUGUGCCACCUGCUCCAAGAAACUGGGAGGGCAGCGCUUCACAGCUGUGGAGGAUCAAUUCUACUGCGUCGAUUGCUACAAGUCCUUUGUGGCCAAGAAAUGCAGCGGUUGCAAGAACCCCAUCACAGGUGGGUCAGUGAUGGGUCCGGGACAGGUGCCUGGAGGUGGUUGGAGGAUGGGUGGCGCCUAACAGGUUGAGGUUGGAUCCUGGCAAGGCAGCAGUCCUGUUGUGGGUGGGCGGGUGUGGGGGACUCCCUGGUCCUGAAUGGGGCAACUAUGCCCCUGAAGGACCAGCUGCGCAGCCUGGGGGUGAUCUUGGACCCAAGGAGGCACAGGUCCAUUCUGUGUCCAGGGCAGCUCCAUCUGGGACGCAGGAUGAGACCCCUCUCUGCCCAGAGCGGUGCAUGCUCUGGUUAUCUCCCGCUUGGACUACUGCAGUGGCAGCCCAACUCGGCCCUCCAGCUGUUUGGGGACUACAGUGCCCAUCGUCCCUGACUGCUGGUCCUGUGAGCUAGGGACAAUGGGAGUUGUAGCCCCCAAACAGCUGGAGGGCCAAGUUCAGCUAUCACUGGGAUAUAGGGUAUAUCAGAUUCUUCUGCUAUAGGAUACACAGGAUAUAUAUUCCGUUCCAUUCAUUCAUAUAUUCAGUUCCAUUUGUUCAUUUGCUUCCCAAAAGCUCGACAACUUUGAUAUGUCCAGUGUCAAUGGGUAUAUCACUGCCAGUUUUUUUAUACUGGGAGUAGAUCGCAGUCUCUUGAGAGUUGGACAUCCCUGGCCUAGCUCAUAAGCAAUUAAGUCAAGCAUCCCCAAACUCGGCCCUCCAGCUCUUUUGGGACUACAACGCCCAUAGUCUCUGACCACUGGUCCUGGGAGCUAGGUAUGAUGGGGGUUGUAGUCGAAAACAGUUGGAGGGCCAAGUUGGGCCAUGCCUGAUCUAGAGUAGUGGUGGCCAAACUUGGCCCUCCAGCUAUUUGAGGACUAAAACGCCCACCAUCCCUGACUGCUGGUCCUGCUAGCUAGAGUUGUAGGCCAGGUUUGAGGAAGCCCACAAGCUCAUUGGAGGGAAGCCCACCUACCUGUCCCUGAACUCCCCCACUCCUUCUUCCAGGCAUACAAUUCCCAUCAUCCCCGACCACUGGUCCUGUGAGCUAGGGACGAUGGGAGUUGUAGUCCCAAGACAGCUGGAGGGCCAAGUUUGCCUAUGCCUGAAUAAGUGACCUGUGUGCUUCCUUCUCCUUCCUUUCUAACCCUUCCCUCCCUGCUCCUCCUCUGAACUGGCAGGUUUCGGGAAAGGAACCAACGUGGUCAGCCAUGAAGGCCACUCCUGGCACGACUACUGCUUCAACUGCAAGAAGUGCUCCAUCCCGCUGGCCAACAAGCCCUUCGUUUUCCACAGCGAGCAAGUCUACUGCCCCACCUGCGCCAAGAAGCUGUAAGGGGCGGAGCCAGGAGCAAAGGGGGGGCGCGGCCUCGCCUCUUCCCUGGAGGGGCUUGAUCCGUGUGCUUGGAGAAAACCUGCCCACUCUCCUGCCCACAUUUUAGGCUUCCCCAUCCCCAUCCUUAAGUGGUGCCCGGCAUCUCCCCCCUCCCCAUCUGAUAGGUGGCAUUCAAUAAAAGCUCUGCCUUAGCAUCCUACCUGCUGCUAACCUUGCUUAAAAUCCCCCCCUUUUUAAAGGAAAGAUCCUCUUAUUUUCUUGCCAUGCUUCGCAGGUGCCGGCCGAAGUUUAGGCUCAAGCUUUGCACAUCCAAAUGUACUUACUGAUAACCAGGGUGGAUUUGAUUUAAAUCAUAUAUUCAGUAAGACUGGAUUUCAAUCACUAGUCAGGAAGACUUGAUUUAAAUCAUUUUUUAAAAAACAGAAAGGUUCAACCUCGCUGGGAUCCUCUUGCCAUGCUUCGUGGGUGCCGGCUGAUGUUUCGGCUCAAGCUUCACACAACCAAAUAUACCGCACUUUCCCAUCUAGAAGACUCCCCCUUCUGUAAAAUGCCCCCUAUUUUGAGGGACUAAAAAUUUCCAAAAUUGGGGGGGCGGGGAUUGUUGAGCUUUUUUUAGGGUGCGUUGCCACAAAUUGCCUACCCGCUGUGGUCACCGAGGGGUCUUUGCAGCCUGCGCUUUGAGUCUUAUAUAGAACCUCGUUCUUCUACACGGAAAAGUACGGUACUUGCUGAUAACUGAGCACAUACAGCUAAUUAGUCUUUUUCCGUGUAUAACAUGCCCCCAUGUACAGUCAUACCUCAGGUUGAAGUAGCUUCAGGUUAAACAUUUUCGGGUUGUGCUCUGUGGCGACCCGGAAGUAACGGAGUGUGUUACUUCCGGGUUUCGCCGCUUCCGCAGAUGCUCAAAAUGACGUCAUGGGCACGUGGCUAAUUGCGGCACACGCGGACGCAGGUUGCGUUUGCUUCAGUAUGUGAACGGGGCUCCGGAACAGAUCCCGUUCGCAUCCAGAGGUACCACUGUAUAAGAUGCCCCCUAUUUUGGACUGGACUUAACUGGCAGGAGUCCUUUACCUUUAUUUUGGGGGACUCAAAAAUUAAGAAAAUGGAGGGAGAUUGCCCCCAGGUAUAAGAUUACCCUUCCCCUUUUUGCAUUAUUUUUUAGUAAAAAAACAACCACCCUAGUCUUAUACAAGGAAAAGUAUGGUAGGUUACUAACUUCUAAGUGAGCAGUAAGAUGAGGGCUGAAAUCACAUGACUGCUUUUGAAACAGAAAUUUUUGCUUUUCCUUCCUGGGGAGCAAAAGAUCGCGAGAGAGUUUGAAGCCGUUUUAAAGGUUCACUCACUGACCCUUUAAAAGUCUAAACAGGGCUGCCUUCAGACGUCUUGCUGAUUUCCUUGAGAUCUGAUGGGAGAGGGUGCCACCACCAAGAAGGCCCUCUGCCUGUAUUAAACUGAAUCCUGGGGUGGGGUGGGAGGCAAAAUGCUUGUGUGCUCUUCCAUAUAAAAAAUCCCAGGAAAGCCAGGAAAUGGCCGGCCUGAGCCCUUCGCAACGUCAGUUUCCACAAGCAAUGAUGCCUUCAUAUUUGUUUGACAAUGAAAAGCAGGGGUCAGCAACCUUUUUCAGCAGGGGACCGGUCCACUGUGCCUCGGAUCUUGUGGGGGCUGGACUAUAUUUUUUGGGGGGAAAUGAACAAAUUCCUAUGCCCCACAAUUAACCCAGAGAUGCAUUUUAAAUAAAAGGACACAUUCUACUCAUGUCAAAACAUGCUGAUUCCCAGACCAUCCGCCAGCCGGAUUGAGAAGGCAAUUGGGUCGGCCCCAGCCCCCAGGCCUUAGUUUGCCUAGCAAUGCCCUAGGUCAGGCACAUCCAACAGGUAGAUUACUUUGGCUUCUCCCAAAAAGCUCAGCCACUUUUGUUUCCUAGCCAAAAAGUGGGCCAUCAGAUUAAGUUCCACUAUAUAGGACUGGGGAUUCAUGACCCUUAACUGUGUUUUAUGUAAUCAACUUUUGGUUAUGUUCUGUGUAUCUCACAACGUUCAUUCAGUUCUAUUAAUUUAUAUAUUCAGUUCCAUUCAUUUGCUCCCUAAAAAAAAAAGCUCAACCACCUUGGCUUCCCCAAAAAAGCUCCACAACUUUGAUCCAUCCAACGACAACGGGUGGAUCACUGCCAGUUUUUUUUAAGACUGUGAGUAGAUCACAGUCUCUUGGGAGCUGGACAUCCCUGCCCUAGGUCAGGGUGUCAAACUCAAAUUCAUCGGGGUCCGCAUCAGCAGUUUGGUCACCCUCAUGCGCUCAAUAUAAAAACAAGUGGAGGUUUCCUGAAUGCACGUAGAGUGGAGGUUUCCUGUGUAGAACGGCCGGCGCCGCUAGAGGGCAGACGUUCUCUGGCUUGUAGGCUGCCGCGCAUGCGCUGAAGAGGCGGCUUUCUUGUGUCAAAAAAAAAAGAAGCGAGAAUAAAAGGUGAAGGGUGGCGGCCGGCGGCGGCUACACGGGCCACAUGACAAGGUCUGGUGGGCCGGAUUCGGCCCGUGGGCCUUGUGUUUGACACCCGUGCCCUAGGUGAUAGUAUGUCAAUAUGCAGAUCUGAUCAGCAUCACAUGGUCCAGCCCAGAAACGUCUCCAGAAAACCUGGCCUUCGCAGAUUAACACAAUGAAACCCUUGAUGCGCAUGAAGGAAUAAAACCAAACGUUUGCAACACACAAUUUCCUCCACCCAUUCUUAGCUGAUACUUGUAUCUGUUAUCACACCCAAGGUUGCGUCCAAUGAAGUGUCUCAUGGGGAAUUAAGGGGAGGGGGGAUUACGGAAAUCUACGUGUGCUUGGUUCAAAACUGUAUAAGAAGUAAGAAACGUCUCCCGUUUGGAGUCUUCUCCUUUCCUCCUUGGCGAGACUGGCUUUGACCCUGCUGCCGCAGAAAUCUCAAAUAAAGGUCCAGCAUCUUCGCUGCUUUGCUUCAACUUGCCUGGGUUUGUAUUCCGUUUUUGCAUGCCGGCCGCGGGAACCUUCACAGGUCCCAUAUGACAGGAGUCCCUUAUUUUUCACCAUUCCUGGAAGCCUCGUGUGGGAACAUAGAUGGACACCAUAGAUGGUGUCCAUAGAUGGACACCAGAGACAAAGUAUGACAAACUAGUAACAAGAAAAAACUCAGAAUGGAUGAAAAUGAGAUCAUAAGUAUGGAUAUAUGGUAAACAGGGCAAUUCAGAAAUGCUCAGAUAAAAGUGAUUACAUCUGGAAGUCAGGGAGGGGGAUGGGAGGAAGUCAAAGCUCAAUUUGAGCAAAGAUCUAUGUGAUGAAGAAAUGUUAUUUGGUUGUUAUAAAGCAGGCAUGUCCAACAGGUAGUAUGACUGGAUGUCUGUAGAGAAGCUCAACAACUUUGGCUCCCCUAAAAAAGCUCAACAUUUAAAAUGGUGCCUUCCUCCUCCCUAAAAAAGGUCAACAACUUUGACCUGAACCUCCCUAAAAAAAAAGUCACCCACUUAGACCUGAAUCCCUUUUUUUAAAAAAAGGGCUAUUCUUCCUAAAAAAAGCUCACCCACUUUGAUCUGAAUCCCAGAAAAGGGGGCAGAUCACUGCCAGUUUAGAUCGCAGUCUCUUGGGAGUUGGCCACCCCUGUUAUAAAGGG